CGGAAGUUGAGGUGAGAGGGCAGGACAAAGAGUAAGUGUUUUUGUUUUUCCUAACCAUUCUGAAGUAGAAUGUUCAUGCAGUGUGUGCUUCUCGUUUCGUUCUUUGGCGGUUUAUUAAUUGAUUUACUUCCAGACAUCAAUGCUGGUAGUAGUCCACGUGUCCCAGGUUCUGGAGGCUGGGAGCAGUCACUAUUUCUAGCCAUGGGACUACUACCACCUUGUGUAUGUUUACUUCCUGUACACACAGCGAGAACAGUGUCUUAAUGCACAUAUCAAGGCUUGUUCAAAAAAAAAAAAAAAAACUGCUACGGGAGAGGUCUUAUAGAUAUCAUACUAGUACAUAACCCGAGCAGGAAUUUUCUAAAAAAAAUAAAAUUAUUGUUGUGAGUCAGUGAUGUUUACUUCCGGAAACUCAGGGAUACAUGCUUCAAAACACAUGUCCAGACCACCUGCUGUUUGAAAUGUAAAUGUAUUAUUUACAAUCGUUGCAGACUAAAAUAUAGGUUUGCAUGUAGUAGUUUGAACGUGUCUGGUAUGCAGAACCUCCCCCCCCCCUCCCAACAAAAGCAAACUCGUACAGAUGUUAUAAAGGAGUGAUAUUUAAUUUAAUACAAUGUGUGUGCCUCUCCAUUCUUCCUCCAGACUCUGGGUCCUAAUUUUUUUUAAUUUAAUACAUAUAUACAAAUGUAGGCUUAUUGUUAGACAGUGUGAGUUAACAAUUAUGUACAACUGAUACUGUCAGUAUUACAGUAUAGUUGCAGUUUAUUAAGUGGUAACAACAGAAUAAUGUUGCACAUACAGUACACAGAACUCCUGUAUGUUAAAUAAGUAGCCAGUAUUAGCAUUGUGCCACAAGCAAGAUACAUUCUUGUAGACACACUCACAAAAGUGUUCAGCCCUCUUUUUUUUAUUAAGUACACAAAGCAACACUUUGACAAAGUGGUUUCCCACCAUAAACAAAAUACUGUGUCUGCAGGUCUGAUUUUACGUGGAAUCGUUUGAAUAGUGUCACACACAUGCAAAUUCUAGGUAUUACUGAAAAAAGUACAGUUGAAACAGGCUUGACAAUAAACAAUAUUGCAUUGAUGUUGUGUUUUUGAAUGCAGACCAUAAUAGACACACACACACACACUCUCUCUCUCUCUCUCUCUCUCUCUCUCUCUAUAUAUAUAUAUAUAUAUAACACAAGAUCCAGCGCACGCACCUAUCCACUAAACAGCAACUUCAAUGUUGAAAGAUUUUAUUAGUUUUUUUAAAAACACCUAAUCUAGGCAAAAAUAAUGGGGGUUUAGUUACAUUAUAUGAUCAUACAUUGCAUAAGCCUGCCACAACGUCAAUGUACCCCAUCUUUGGCAGGUCCUACACUAACAACCUAAUGUCUGCUCUUAUGAGAUUAACCUACUUGGGGAAAAAAAUUCCAUCUGGGGCUCUCUGCAGUACAAGGCUAUAUAGGGCCCUGGGAUGAGGCACCUGUGACAGGGAGGGGUGCAAAACCAAGGAGUUGGCUAGACUCCCAAAUAUAUACAUAUGAAACAAGGGGGGGUUGGCUGCACUCACCUGAACAUGCAUAAAUGGGGGUGCUGCUGGGGGCCAAAUAAUACAAAACACAAGAUCCAGCGCACUCACCUAUCCACUAAACAGCAACUUCAAUGUUGAAAGAUUUUAUUAGUUUUUUUAAAAACACCUAAUCUAGGCAAAAAUAAUGGGGGUUUAGUUACAUUAUAUGAUCAUACAUUGCAUAAGCCUGCCACAACGUCAAUGUACCCCAUCUUUGGCAGGUCCUACACUAACAACCUAAUGUCUGCUCUUAUGAGAUAUUUUCCCCAAGUAGGUUAAUCUCAUAAGAGCAGACAUUAGGUUGUUAGUGUAGGACCUGCCAAAGAUGGGGUACAUUGACGUUGUGGCAGGCUUAUGCAAUGUAUGAUCAUAUAAUGUAACUAAACCCCCAUUAUUUUUGCCUAGAUUAGGUGUUUUAAAAAAAAACAAAUAAAAUCUUUCAACAUUGAAGUUGCUGUUUAGUGGAUAGGUGAGUGCGCUGGAUCUUGUGUUUUGUAUUAUUUGGCCCCCAGCAGCACCCCCAUUUAUGCAUGUUCAGGUGAGUGCAGCCAACCCCCCCUUGUUUCAUAUAUAUAUAUAUAUAUAUGUAUAUAUAUAUAUAUAUAUAUAUAUAUAUAUAUAUAUAGUUAUGAUCACAAAUUUAAAGGAAUACUCCAAACCCUAUAACCACUACAGCACACUGUAGUGGCGGGAGUGCCCUGGCACUCCCCCCUUAAUUUAAAUAGUCAAACUCUUUUAGAAUGUGAGACUGCCAGGUGAUGCUCACUACAUUCACCAGAGAGCUGGAAGCUCUUUAUGUGAUCUAAGCCUGUGAUUGCACAAUUUAGCCCAGCUGACUAUCUGAGCCAAUGAGCAUACCCUGCACUGUAGGGCUUAGUUCAGGAAAGCUAAGUUGAGCAGAAAAGAGAAGUAUAAAACACCCUUACCUCUUUUUUUUUUUAUUAUUAUUUUUUUUUUUACAUUCUUUAUUUACUGUUUUAUAUUUAAUACAGAAAAGAAGAGAUAUACAGUAUAAUUCAGUAUUGCAAGAGUAAAUGAGACAGAGAUACAUGUAUAUUGUUAGCAUAUACAAACAAUCAACAUUAGGCCACUAGGUCAUUAUACUCACCAUAUUAGGAGAUAUCAAGCAGCUGUACAAAAUUGACAGCAAGUACCGUUGAUGUUGGGGAAAACAAGUCUGUGUGUUUCUACUUUUGCAUAUGUAGCGAGGGAAAAAAGUACUUGAUCCCCUGCUGCUUUUGAACAUUUGUCCACUGAAAAGAAAUGAUCAGUCUAUAAUUUUAAUGGUAGGUGUAUCUUAACAGUGAGAGACAGAAUAACAAAAAAAAAAAAAUCCAGAAAAACACGUCAAAAAAGUUACAAAUUGAUUUGUAUGUCAAUGAGUGAAACAAGUAUUUGAUCCCCUAUCAAUCAGCAAGAUUUCUAGCUCCCAGGUGUCUUUUAAACAGGUAACAAGCUGAGAUUGGGAGCACUCUCUUAAAGUGAGUGCUUCUAAUCUCAGCUUGUUACCUUUUUAAAAGACACCUGUCCACAGAAGCAAUCAAUCAGAUUCCAAACACUCCACCAUGGCCAAGACCAAAGAGCUGUCCAAGGAUGUCAGGGACAAGAUUUUAGACCUACACAAGGCUGGAAUGGGAUACAAGACCAGCGCCAAGCAGCUUGGCGAGAAGGUAACAGUUGGUGCGAAUAUUCGCAAAUGUCAGAAACACAAAAUGACUGUCAGUCUCCCAUGGUCUGGUGCUCCAUGCAAGAUCUCACCUUGUGGAGUUUCAAUGAUCAUGAGAACGGUGAGGAAUCAGCCCAGAACUACACAGGUGGAUCUUGUUAAUGAUCUCAAGGCAGCUGGGACCAUAGUCACCAAGAGAACAAUUGGUAACAUACUACGCCAUGAAGGACUGAAAUCCUGCAGAGCCUGCAAGGUCCCCCACAAUGAAUAUCUAAAUGAUUCAGAGAAGAACUGGGUGAAAGUGUUGUGGUCAGAUGAGACCAAAAAGCUCUUUGGCAUCAACUCAACUUGCCGUUUUUGGAGGAGGAGGAAUGUUGCCUAUGACCCAAAGAACACCAUCCCCACCGUCAAACAUGGAGGUGGAAACAUUAUGCUUUGGAGGUGUUUUUCUGCUAAGGGGACAGGACAACUGCACCGCAUCAAAGCGACGAUGGGGCCAUGUACCGUCAAAUCUUGGGUGAGAACCUCCUCCCCUCAGCCAGGGCAUUGAAAAUGGGUCGUGGAUGCGUAUUCCAGCAUGACAAUGACCCAAAACACACUGCCAAGGCAACAAAGGAGUGGCUCAAGAAGAAGCACAUUAAGGUCCUGGAGUGGCCUAGCCAGUCUUCAGACCUUAAUCCCAUAGAAAAUCUGUGGAGGGAGCUGAAGGUUAGAGUUGCUGAACGUAAGCCUCCAAACCUUAAUGACUUGAAGAGGAUCUGCAAAGAGAUCCUGAGAUGUGUGCAAACCUGAUGGCCAACUACAAGAAAUGUCUGACCUCUGUGAUUGCCAACAAUGGUUUUGCCACCAAGUACAUUGACAUGCAUAUCAAUUUCUAACUUUUUUGACAUGCGUUUUUUUCUGGAUUUUUGUUGUUGUUAUUCUGUCUCUUGCAGUUAAAAUUAAAGACUGAUUAUUUCUUUGUCAGUGGGCAAAUGUUGAAAAUCAGCAGGGGAUCAAAUACUUUUUUCCCUCACUGUACGUUGCCCAGACCAAUUAUGCCUCUCUUACUCAUCAAUCAACCCUGAGACAGUUUGUAGCUAUUGUUUUACCUCUUUCGCACAUCCAAGAGAUACAGGUGAUACUCAAAAAAUUAGAAUAUCGUGCAAAAGUUAAUUUAUUUCAGUAAUGCAAUGUAAAAGGGGAAACUAAUAUAUGAGAGAGACGCAUUACAUGCAAAACAAGAUAGUUCAAGCCGUGAUUUGUCAUAAGUGCGAUGAUAAUGUUUUACAGCUCAUGAAAACCCCAGAUCCACAAUCUCAGUAAAUUAGAAUAUUACAUGCAAUCAAAAAAACAAGGAGUUUACAUAGAACAAUUUUGGACCUCUGAAAAGUGUAAGCAUGCAUAUGGACUCAGUACUUGGUUUGGGCCCCUUUUGCAGCAAUUACUGCCUCAAUGCAGUGUAGCAUGGACGCUAUCAGCCUGUGGCACUGCUGAGGUGUUAUGGAAGACCAGGAUGCUUCAAUAGCGGCCUUCAGCUCUUCUGCAUUGUUUGGUCUCAUGUCUCUCAUCUUUCUCUUGGCAAUGCCCCAUAGAUUCUCUAUGGGGUUCAGGUCAGGCGAGUUUGCUGGCCAAUCAAGCACCGUAAUCCCACGGUCAUUGAACCAGGCUUUGGUGCUUUUGGCAGUGUGGGCAGGUGCCAAGUCCUGCUGGAAAAGGAAGUCAGCAUCCCCAUAAAGCUUGUCUGCGAAAAGAUGCAUGAAGUGCUCCACAAUCUCCUGGUAGACGGAUGCGUUGACCAUGGACUUAAUGAAGCACAGUGGACCAACACCAGUAGAUGACAUGGCUCCCCAAAUCAACACAGACUAUGGAAACUUCACACUGGACUUCAAGCAUCUUGCAGUGUGUGCCUCUCCAUUCUUCCUCCAGACUCUGGGUCCUUGGUUUCCAAAUGAGAUGCGAAAGUUGAUCUCAUCAGAAAAGAGGACUUUGGACCACUGAGCAACAGACCAGGUCUGUUUUUCUUUAGCCCAGGUAAGACGCUUCUGACGUUGUUUGUUGUUCAGGAGCAGCUUGACAAGAUGAAUAUGACAUCUGAAGACCAUGUCCAGGAUCCGUCUGUGUGUGGUGGCUCUUGUCCACUCCUUGUGAAAGUCCCCAACACUUUUGAAUGGCCUUUUCCUAACAAUCCUCUCCAGGCUGUGGUCAUCCCUGCUGCUUGUGCACGUUUCCCUUCCACAUAACUUUCUAUUAAUGUGCUUUGGGAACAUCCAACUUCCUUCACAAUUAUCUUUUUGAGGCUUUCCCUCCUUAUGGAGGGUGUCAGUGAUGGUUUUCUGCACAACUGUCAGGUCAGCAGUCUUCCCCAUUAUUGUGAUUCCUACUGAACCAGACUGAGAGGCCAUUUAAAGGCUCAGAAACCCUUUGCAGAUGUUAUAGCUUAUUUAGCUGAUGAGAGUGGGACACCGUGAGCCUAGAAUAUUGCACAUUUUCACAAUAUUCUAAUUUACUGAGAUUGUGGAUUUGUGAUUUUCAUGAGCUGUAAGCCAUAAUCAUCGCACUUAUGACAAAUCACGGCUUGAACUAUCUUGCUUUGCAUGUAAUGCGUCUAUCUCAUAUAUUAGUUUCCCCUUUUACGUUGCAUUACUGAAAUAAAUGAACUUUUGCACGAUAUUCUAAUUUUUUGAGUAUCACCUGUAUGUCUCUUUAUGAAUGCCAGAAACUUUGGAAGGAUUUGGUGAAAACAUUGCUCCUAAAUAAUCAAGGGAGAGACCACACAGUGUCUAUAUUUGCACUUAUAAAGUCAAUUGAAAAUGUCUAGACAUAUGGCAUGGCCCGACUAUAUUCAAUUUUUUUAUAUAAACUGAAAUGUGCAUAUCUUUCAAGUAACCCUACAAUUUCCCAAAACUUAUCAAAGGUAUAAGGGUUAGGUGGUUCUGUACUCGGGAGAUAUAAGAGCACAUUUAGAGGUGCUUUUUUUAUUUUUUAUUACCGUAGCACAAAUUGGGUUUGCAAAACACAGUUCAAUUGUAAUUUGCAGCACAGCUAAAUUGGAAUACUAUAAACCCUUUAAGACUAAUUUGUUCGUGAGAUACUGAAAAUGGUGCAAAUUAAGACACGAGUCCAGCAAAUCUGUCAUUAGUUUGGUAAAAAAAAAGUAUGGCAUAAUAUUUGGAAGUUACAGCUGAACGUGUUCACUGCAAAAAUGUCAAAAGUUAUUUGGAUCCAAACAAACAAAAUUAGGCUGUGGCACUAAGGAAUUAAAUGUAGAAACCCCAUAAAGGGGUUAAACCCAUAAAUUAAUGGUUUUAUCCCUCUUCUUGUCAGUGCCGAUGGUCCUCACCAUAAACUUCCACUCAAUGUCUGAAACCUCCUGAUUGAAGUGAAGUUAAUUUUCAUUAGAUUGUAAGCUCUUUACCUACUGUUCCCGUAUGUCAUACAUGUUUUGUUAGAAUGAAAUGUUUGUCUUGUUUACCUCGUGUACAGUGCUGCAGAAUAUGUGCUAAAUAUAACAUAGUGAUUUUGGAAUAUAGAUGCUGUCCCUUUUCUCAGACAAUAUAAAGCAUUGACUUUUAACAAAAUAAGAAUUUCUAUAUUUUGCAAAGAAAACACCUUUAGUGUUUCGAUUUUUGAAGAUCUUCACAUUCUGCAUCAUCACACACAGUAUGAAGACUCCAUUUGCUGCUGUUACUCAUUUGAUCAUUUGGUUGCAGAAACCGUACGAUUGAUGUGCAUGCACAAUAAGACAUCAGUUCUUCAACUUUUUAAAAUGUUUCUUCUCACAGUUGGAGCUCUGUAUCUAAACUACUGUAGGAACACUCUAAAGUUAAAAUAAAUUAGUAUCCAAUGCAAUACCCUUGUAUUUUUCUCUCAUCCAAAAUCAGUAAAUAAAAAAAAUGUCAAUAAAUAAACAUAGAGCGUACCUUUAAACCUAAUAUGUGGAAGAGCAGGUAUAGCAGCAAUGUUCUAAAUAUCUGCCAAUACCGUCUGUGUCCUUGCUACUCUACGACAGAACUGUGUGGUAAUAUUUCAGGGACCCUGUAGUCACCAGAACAACUACAGCUUAAUUUAUUUGUUCUGGUGAGUAGAAUUAUUCCCUUCAGGCACUGUGUUUUCAGAAAAAAUGCAAUGUUUACAUUACAGCCUAUGGAUACCUCCAAUUGCCACUCCUCAUAUGGCUGCUAGAGGUGCUUCCUGGGCCAAUACUGCACAGUGUGCAGCACUGCCAUUUAGUGUCUCCACCCUCUGCAUGCAGACACUGAACUUUCCACUUAGAAAUGCCUUGAUUCAAUGCAUUUCUGUGAUGAGAUGUUUAUUGGCCAGGGCUAUGUUUGGCUUGUGCUGACUCUGCCCCUGACCUGCCUCCUUGACAGACUCAGACAAUUCUAUGAGAAAGCAUUGUGAUUGGCUCGGAUAAUCUUUGCUGAUCAUGUAAGCCAAGGAGGCAGAUUAGUGGCAGAGGCAGCAGCUGCAGACCCAAAUAAAAGUAAGAUUUUACUCUUUUUAGGGGAGCCAGAAGGGCUAAAUGGUGUUUUUAACACUAUAGGGUUGCAUUCCUGACCCUACAGUGUUCCAUUAAUGACUAAAUCAUUUACAGAUAUGUAAUGAAAACUGGCAUCAUAUAACAAAAAAAGGUUUACACAAACUAUAGGUAAUUUUAAAUAGUACAAAAUGUAAGGUCUCUUGUGCUUGUUUGUGUUUGUUUGUGUAACGUUAAUACCCAAUACGCAGAGUAGAAAUCACCAGAACAAUAGAGAUAGGUAGAAAGUCCCUAAACCGUUCCUUAGAAUGGCCGGAAUAUAAUAGAAACUAUAAGAAAUGCCAGAAACAAGCCAAGGUCAAAGAAAGCUAGAAAUACACAAUAGCGAGGAACGUAGCCAAGUCUGGGAAGCCAGAAAUCAGAUACAAUACACAAAGAACAAUCAAAAGAAUAGAGGAACGCGCUGAGGAACACAAGGCACACUAAGAACCACAACAGGGCACUGAUUUGGAGGCAGACUGGGCUUUUAUAUGAUUGGGGGCUUGAUUUUCAUAACCACGUCCCCAAAAGGUACGUGUACGUUGAGCUCUCUUGUUUAGAGCUCUUCUGACCACAGGGCCUUGGUACGCAUGCGCCGCCACUUUAAAAGGGGCGGGCGCAUAGUGGCCGGCAGCCCUGAUGCUUAAUGCAUCCUUUCCUGGUGUGGGAGUGGCGGUCCGACCGAUCCCGAUGUCAGUAGACUUUUUUGGAGCUAGUAAUUAGUUCCAAAUAUAUGCGUUCAGGCAGUAUAAACCCUGCCUAUGGAUCUGUGGAAUAUCUUGAGUCUUUACGGUUGAUAGUUGUUUUGGUAGCUAGUGUGGUAUGAGCUCCCUAGCUCAAGGUAUUCAGGAUUUAUGCUUUUUAGUGUACAGGAGGUUAGUAGCACAAAGUCACCAAUAUAUUCACUAUAUAUAAAAGAAUACAAAUAUAUAGUCCUCUAAGUAGUAAAAUAAACAUAGGCGAUAAAAGGAGAUAUACUUACUAGUGGAGAGCAAAAAAAUGGGUUUUGCUCAAUCCUUGCAGCUUAGGUGGCAUGUUCCCCACCAUGGAAUAUGAUGUCAGGAUCUUUUAAAUAAAAUCAUCUGGAUAAAAUCAGGAAGGUCCAAAUACGGUUAAAAAUAACAAAAUGUAUAAAAAAAAAAGAUUAAAACCAUAAAAGGAAUAAACACUAAUGCAUUUUUCCAAAGAUUACAGUCUUUCUCAAAGUGUCCUAAAUUAUUAACAGAUAUUUAAUGGAAACUGGCAUUACAUGAAAAAAGGUUCACACAACAUAUAGAUUAUUUUAAAUAUUUUAUUCAGUGAUGUGAUGAUUUAGUAGGAGAUAUCCUCUCCUACUAAAUUAUGGCAUUUCAAUAACUUCCCUACAUUCUACUACGCCAAUCUUGAAGGAAACCGUAAAAAAGGGGAGUAGUUAUUGUUUUGUCUAAAAACCUCAAAUUAGAAUUUAUGCAUUCUGAAAGUAAUCCUAAUGGUAGAUUUAUUCUUCUAAUUGCUAGGAUAAAUGAUAAGAUUUUUAUUCUGGUGAAUAUAUAUGCCCCGAACGAUUUCUCAAUGAGUUUCCUGGAUGAUUGCAUCUCCAGGUGAAGUGUGGAAACUUAAUCGUGGGAGGGGAUUUUAAUUGCAUUCCCAAUUUAAAAUUAGACAAAAAGCAAAAAUGAAUGGGACCCCAAAAUUAAAACAUCCAUCAAUAAAUUCAAUGACUUUUUGUUCAAAAAUUCACUUUACGAUUCAGAACUUUCAAUCCAGUUUUGAGAGAUUAUACAUAUUUCUCUCAUGUUCAUCAGACAUACUCCCGUAUAGAUUUUUUUUUUUAGCUAGGCCUAUUUUUCUGGAUAAGAUUAUGGACUCUAGGAUUGGCUCAGUUAUUCUAUUGGACCAUGCCCCAGUAUUUUUAACACAAUUCCAACCUUCUUUAGAUGAAGACUGAAUAAAAGCCUCUUACGAAUAGAUGAGGUAGCCACUGACUUUGCUUGGGAAUUAGACUCCUUUAUUCAAAAUAAUGAUAAUGGGAUGGUUUCUACAUCUAUUGUUUGGUGUACUCAAAAACAUUUCACUAGAGGGGUUCUAAUAAAAGCUGGCUCGAGACAAAAGAAAAACAAAGAUGAAAGUAUCUCUACAUUAUAUAUUAAGUUGGCUAAAUUAGAAAGAUUAAAUAAGCUAGAAACAACUCAAAACAUUACUAACGAAAUUACACGCCUGCAACACGAUAUGAAUAAAAGGAUUCAGGAUGAGGUUAAUAAAUCUAUAACAUUUCUUAAGCAAAUAUGGUAUCACAAUAACAAUAAGGUUAGUAAAGUCCUUACGAAUAGACUGAAAGAUACUUUUAAGGAUAAAACAAUUGAAAAAAUAAUAGAGAUUUGUGUUUUUUUUAAGGAGGAGAGAAGUGUUUUUUAGGUCCUAAAGAUAUAUCUCUGGCUUUUGUAGAUUCCUAUACGGCUUUAUGUAACAUACCAGAUUCUAAGGUGCCUAGUUUGGAAAUUGAUGACUUUUUGAAUAAACAACAUAUUCCGAAGUUAUCUCAUGAAAAACUUAAUCAGCCGAAAGCUUUAAUUAGCACUUUGGAAAUAACUAACGCAAUAAAAAAAAUCUUAAAACUAACAAAGCCCCUGGACCGGAUGGUUACUCAGCAAUGUUUUAUAAAAUCUUGGCCCCCAUAUUACAGAAAGUAUUUCUGGAAGUUUCUAUUACAAAUACCUUUCCUAAAGAGAUGUUGUUGGCAUCUAUCAUCCCGAUCCCUGAACCAGGAAAAGAUCCUACAAAUACUACAAACUAUAGACCGAUUUCCUUAAAUCUAGACAUAAAAAUCUAUUCUCAUAUUUUAGCAAACAGAUUGAAACUAGUAAUCUCUGAUCUGAUUUUGGUGCAUCAGUCGGGCUUCAUCAGGGACAGAGGUACAAAGGAUAAUAUCCGCAGAAUACUUAACUUGAUAAUCAAAAGUAAUCUUAUCAAUUCCCAAAUGGUUAUUUUGGACCUGGAUGCAGAAAAAGCAUUUUAUAGGGUUAAGUGGAGAUUUUUAGGUAGUGUAUGUGGGUUUCAUGGUCCCUUUAAAGAUAAAAUUAUGUCACUAUACACCGAGCCAGCGGCGAAAAUUAUAAAUCCUUUCUUUGAAUCAUCCAUAUUUCCAAUAAAUAAUGGUACGAGGCAAGGUUGCCCAUUGGCUCCAUUACUUUAUAUCUUGUCUAUCGAGCCACUGACUAUCAUUAUUAGGGAGAAUAAAGAAAUCCGUGGGAUUGAAUUAGCCGAUCGUGAAUAUAAAGUCUCCCUAUUUGCUGGUGAUGUACUUUUGUCCCUGGUGAAGCCCUCAAUUUCUAUUUCAGAGGUUAUAAAAACUAUUGAGAAAUAUGGAAAUGUUUCAAAUGAUAAAAUAAACACAAGAAACAACAAGAAAAUGCAAAUUCUGGUGCUAUAUAUAUCUGAGGCUAAAUUAUCUUUACUCAAGUCUAAAUUCCAAUUUAAUUGGAACCUGGAGUAUAUUGAGAAUUUGGGUAUCACACUAUCCUUUAAUAUUCCGAAUAUAUUGCACUGAAAUUAUGAAGACUUCUAUACUUUAAAUCAUAAGCAAUUGACUAAGUCAGGCAAAAUCGAAAUUUCAUGGUUGGGGCGAUUGAAUAUAGUGAAUGCAUAUUCUGUUCCGAAAUUGCUAUUUUUAUUCAGGUUCUUACCCUUUAAACUAGGCAAAGAUAGGAUCCUACAAUUUCAAAGAUUGUUUUCUAAAUUUUAUCUGGGGUAAUCAAUGCCCGAGAAUAUCCCAGAGGAUCUUACAAAACAAAUAUGACAAAGGUGGAAUUUUAUUCCCAUAGUUACAUCUAACAUGUCUAGUUGCUAAUUUGAUGGUAUGAACUAAACUAAAUAUUCAAAAUAAUGCCUGGUUUCAGAUUGAACAAGAAAAUUACCCACAUGGCAAUUUAGACACUGUAUUCUGGUCAGAUGAACCGACUGUAUUUAAUCAAAGAAAUGCUUCACAUCAAUUGAUAGAAUGGCACAUUUUUAAAACCUAGAUCUGCAACAAUCCUGAUGUUUCUAGUCCUGCUCUUUAUAUUUAAUAACUAUAUUUAUCAUUGUGUCCAGUUAUCUGCUUCUGAGUAGUCUACAUGAACUCCUGCAGAUGCAAGUAUCUAUGGAUGCUCAAUAUAUAUUUUACAGGAUGUAAAUGGAGUUUUACUUCAUAUUUCUUUUUCAUUUCAGUGUGUGAUCUCUCCAUCAUGAUGUUUGUAUGAAGAGACACAAAGGCAAUUUGACACUGUAAAAUGCCAAGGAAAAGAAAGAGUCUGGUUCUUAGUCCUUUAAGAAAGGCCUCCGCCUCUACUUCAGCUAGCUGGCCACCGCUGCCAUCAUCUUCAUCUUCUGCUGUACCACCUCUACCACAAGCAAUGAGUAAUAAAUGCAAUGAGAGGCUGCUUAGCAGAAUGUGCGAGAUGUUCUCCAACCUGGAUCCUACCCUGGUGGAAAUGGUUCUCAGUGAAUACAAAGAAGGUAAACAUAUUUCACUAUUCCUUAUAUAGAAUGUUAGAAAAUGACACUAGCAUGCUACAUAAUUGAAAAUUGUCAAACUGUUUUCCUAGUUUUAACUUGACUGGUAGGAAUACAUAUAUGUAUUCCCAACACUAUAGUGUUCUUCUCAUUAUUUCAAUUUUCCUUAGCUGAAAUCAUAAGUCUUGGUGAAACACUAAAAGACUAGUGAGCAUGUGCAGCAAAAUUAUUAUUCAACGGAAGUUCCUCUAGUGGCCGUCAGGAAGAUAGCCACGAGAGUUAUGUUUAACCCUUCAGUGGAAACAUUGAUUUUUCUACAGAACUGCAAUGUUUUACAUUGCAUGGUUAAAACUAAAUGGCUACUGCACCCAAACCACUUCAUUGAGAUAUAGUGGUAAUUUAAGUCUCUAUAUAUCCCUGUUAGUAAACAUAACAGGGAAUAAAAACCUUAUGUCAUGCCGGGUUAGUGUUUCAUAAAAUAUAUGUUUCAUAAUUCUAUGACUGGCUCUAGGAAGGACUAUUUUAUUCUACAUUACAUUUCAAUUUUUUAAAUCAUUUUAUUUAUAUGUUUGUCUAUUUAUAUAUUUUUUUUUUCUGUGUGAUUAGUUGAGGUUGUAGAUCAUCUUUUGGAGCUUUCAAAUGCAGCAAAAAUGGAAUCCCAGUCUGAAUCCGCAGACAAAUAUGGUUUUGAUAUGAUAGCAUCAUACCUGGAUGGCGAUCAGGUAAAUUUGAGCCCUGGAAUACUUGGAGAUGUUGCUAAUGAACCCACUUCAACUGAAGAAUCUCAGGCUGAAUUUUGUAUGGACAUGGCACUGUCUAAUGACCUAGAUUCGUUGUUAGAUGAGGCACUUAUUCGAUUCAGCAAUUCAGAACAUGCUCCUGACACAGCAGAGUGUAACAUGUUUGACAAUGUUGACUUUCAAGAUUUACUUCAAACUGCCUCUGCUGAAGAUGUCUCAUUCCCCUUGCAGCAUUCAGAGACCGAUGGCCACACUUCAGGAGACAUAGACAUUGCAUAUCACAUGUACCUGGGCAUUCCGGAAAACAAAGUCAAUGACGCAAUUACUGAUUGUAGUACAGAAACAGAAUUCACAAAGACAUCUGAGAUGAAUGAUCUGGAAAGAGAGUUCAGCGUAAAACUAGAUAUGUUUUCAGAACCUGCAAAACAGUCAUCCCAAGCUUCUGCUUGCGUUCCAGAAUCCAUUGAGAAGAUUGAGACAGGUGAUCAAAAAGUUAAUCCUUUUGAUGUUAAACCAGUAUCCAUCCCUUCCAGGAGCUCAUUGUCACAUGAAUCUUGUAAGUAUCAACAGGUGUGGAAUCCUUUGGCUCCGACAUUUUACCCUGUAUCCGUUCCAACACAAAGAUUUGUUACACCGGUUUCCACUGCUCCUGCCACAUGGACAUUUGUUACAGAUCCAACAAUUGUUGCUCCAGGCACCUACUUCACUCCUCCUGUGGCCCCAUACACAUGGAAUAUUGGCCAAUUUUCUCCAAACAACUGGUAUGGUAACCAUGUAACAUCCACAAGUCAGCAUGAAGCUGAGCCGCAAACAGUUCUUCAGAGCCCCAAAAAAAUGACACACUUUGCAGGAAAAGUGCUUAUUUUGCUGAGAGGUGCUCCUGGGUCUGGGAAAUCUACACUGGCAAGGUAGGGAAUCAUUCUUUACUCGGUCACUAAGUCAAUAUAUAUGGUUCUAACAUAAUUGUACAUCGUGUGCAACUACUGUGCUUGGACUGUUGAAAUAUAUUUUUUCUUUUUUAUCAUGGAAUUCUCAUAAUUCUGUCUAUAUGUUAUUAUUUUUCUCUUUAUAUGCCUGCUUUUAAAGUAAAUGCUAAUUUAAUUUAAUAUGUUCAUUUUUUUUUUUUUUUUUUAAACCAUCUUAUAUCUUUGGUUUGGUCAGAAUGUUAAUUAAAGUCUAUUAGUAGAGACUUUCUGGAUACCACACUCACCAAGUAACCCAGGUGCUCUAAAGCCAGGGCUGGCCAGGCCUCCCUUCCAAGAUAUGCAGAAUAAAUAACGGUUCAGACACUCCGUGAUAACAAAAAAUAGCAGCUUUAUUGGGGCAAAAACAGCAACAUUUAAACCCUACCGGGUCUUUAUCAAGCUCAUAAAGCUCGGUAAAGACCUGGGAGGGUUGAAACAUUGCUGGUUUUGCCCCAAUAAAGCUGCUAUUUUUUGUUAUCCCAGAGUACCUGAACCGUUAUUUAUUCUGCAAUUAAAGUCCAUUAAGCAUUCCUUCUUUUUCUCUUAGCUCUUUGUGCAACUUGACUGGUGACUGACCUAGGUCUCAAUCAAGUUACAUAGCAAUUGGGCCAAGUAACAUUAUUUUACGGCAACCAGGAAGAGUGGGGGUGGGGGCCGGGGGGGUGGGGGAGGACAGUAGGUUCACCCCCCCCUCAUUAUCAUUAUGGCCCCCCACCCCAGGGGGGGGGGGAGGAGAGUAGGUGAAAGAGUCCCUGUGGGUCCCACAGGUGAAAAGAGUCCCUGUGGGUCCCACAGGUGAAAAGAGUCCCUGUGGGUCCCACAGGUGAAAGAGUCCCUGUGGGUUUUAAAAUUCGCCUGCCUAUUGAAGUCUAUGGCGGUUCGCCGGGUUCGCGAACAUUUGCGGAAGUUCGCGUUUGCGAACCGAAAAUGUUAUGUUCGCGACAUCACUAAUAGUGAAUGGUUAGCUAACGUAUAACAAAUUAUAGUAAUAGUGGAAUAACAACAAGCUUCCUUCAAUGAUUUGGGUUGGUACUUUAGCUAACACGGUUAUUCAAAACCGAGAAUUGCUGGGAAUUUAAAAUGAAUUACAGCAUUUAUGCCCAAAGUAGUUAAAUUAGAAAUAAAAAAUCUCCAAGUCAUUCCUAUUUUCAGGCUGGCUAUUUGGCUUUAUAUUUGAAAUUCACUUUACAUUCUCAGUAGCUAUUACUUUAGAGAAUAUCCCUUAUCUGAGGAGUAGCGCAAAUAAGCAGAACAAGAUAAGCAUGCCGUCGUAGUUACAGCGCCAGGUGAUCCCUGGAGCUAACCCAUUGGAAGUAGUCAAGUCAUUUUAGAGUGGUUUGAUUGCUAACUUGGGUCUUCUGGAUGCCUCUCCCAUCCCCACUAGUUCCGACAGGAUGUCUGAAGCUGGUAAGCAGGAUCUUCUAUUAACUCUCCUGAACUCAGCAGUGCAGGGCUAGCUUAUUGCCUGAGAGGGUCUGCUGAUGGCUCCAUGCCAAUAAACAAAGCCCUGCUCUUGCCUCUCUAUCUGCGGUUCUGGAGGCAAGGAGUGGCCCCCUGCAAGAAGUCCAAACCAUUUUAAAAUGGUAUGACUACUUACAAUGAAAGGGGCACCAGGGCACCCCUGGCACCAUAACCACUACAUCCCACUGUAGAAGUGAUGGUGCUUGGAUUGUGUUUUUUUUUAUUUUAAAAAUUCUCUUGUCUGUGAAGAAUAGAAUGAAAAGCAUAUAAUAAAAAAUACAUUUUGUAUCUCUUUUUAUUUUUUAUUAUCAUAUAAAUCUUCAGAAUUCCCUUUUAUCAAAAUCGCGGAAUACACCACCUUUUAUUUUCUGGAUCACUUUGAACAAAAAACAGCAGUUCCUUUAAGGUCAAGCAGUAGGGCAUCUUCUGUUGGGUAGUUGAACACAGGGUACUGUGAAAUUUGAUGAGGAUACAUAUUACUCACAGAGCACAAGGAAGAAGACAGUAUGCUGCAGUUGGAGUCUGCCAUGGUGUAUAAUAUAAUACUCAUUACUCAGUAAGAGCAUGAUGUUAGUGUGAUGCACCGUAGUAUAAAGUACUAUAUAUAUAUAACCUGUAUCUUUUAUUGCAGGAUGUUGUUGCAGAAAAACCCAUUUGGAAUUAUCCUAAGUACAGAUGAUUAUUUUGCUCGGGAAGGCCUGUACCGAUAUGAUCCAUCCUGUUUAGGAGAGGCACAUGAAUGGAAUUAUAAACGUGGUAAGAAGUUUAAAUUAAUGCGUUCUUUUAAUCUUGGCAUUGUUUUAUGUCGAAACCUAUAAUAAUAUAAGGGAUUGCUGUAUGAUAAAUAUAUUGUUCAAAAUGCUAUAUUUUCUUUUGCCUGCUAAUAAAGACACUUCAAAGUAUGUGUAGAUUGUGAAUUGGCAGACAGGGCACCCAUUGCGUACUGCAAUCGGUUCCUUUGUGCUAAAAUAAGUUUUUUUUCUGUUUUGUUUCAUUGUUUUGUAUUUAGAAAUCUACACGGAUGGGAUAGGGAGGCGUGAAGGGCUGCUAGGAAGGGAGUCAUAAGAUUCCCCUUGCAGGGAACGCAUUGCACGCUGAUGACAGUUGUAAAAUUUGCACAGAAUUGACAUUUGGCAGCCUGAAACAUAGCUACGGGCUGCCUAAGUUGUGUGUGCCAGGGCUGUAAGCUAGCCGCCAGCGCACAAGUGGUGGUGGACCAGCCAAGUUGGAAAUAAGGUGGUAGGUCUCUACCAAUCACUCAUUGAGAGCAAUAAUGAUAGAUUAAUCCACCAAUAUUAGAGGAUAAGUGAGGAGCACUCUCAAAUCACGUCCAUUCUACAUGAAUUUCAAGCCCCCUUAAUAUAUAUAUAUAUAUUUCAGGGGAAAUUGGUACUUUUAUAGCGUCUCUAGGUUGUGCCCUAACCAGUUAUCAGUUGCACAGCUGGGAUAGUACCCUUUCUAGCUUCUCUGUUCCCCAGUACAAAGCGGCUGUGAAGGCUUCUCAUUGGUCUCAAUGUCUCUCUUUAAGAAGCAUUGCAGGCACAGUGCAUUCUGUUGGCCAGACGAUCAUCACUGGCGGAGAGAGCAAAAGACCUUCUUGCCACUAGAUUACAGAUAAGUUUAAUAUUUAUUUUAGGGAAUUAUGGAUGUUUCCAAAUCUAAAUAUAAAGCGUUAUACAUAUAUGUUUAUAAUUGUUUAAUAUACAAUUAAUUUGAGGGGCCACUUUACCACCCUGGGUCCUAGAAUUUCCAUUGCAUUUUACAACUGCUAAAAUUGUCUGUGCUAAAAACCGAAAAAUAAUGUGUGAAUAUGUGUUUUUCAGCCAAAGAAGCCUUUGAGAAAAAUGUGUCACCUAUCCUCAUAGACAACACCAAUAUGCAAGGAUGGGAAAUGAAGCCCUAUGUGUCUUUGGUCAGGCAAUUUCGCCAAUAUAUGUUUACAUGACAUUUUAUAGAUGUUCUAAUUGUAAUAUUUGUAUCUCUAAAGGUGUUGAUGAUGCUUGGACAUUGACCUGUCAUGCGCAAAUGUGUGUGUGUUACAUGGGCCGAUUUAGAAAUAUUACAUGAUUUAAAGUUUUGGCCAGUUUAGUGUCUAAACUAAUGUCCUCUAAACAUUUUAGUAAGAAAUCCAGUGAAUAGAAUUGUUAUAAUUCCAUAUUUCAGUUUAUAUAGAUUUUUGUGUAAUUAAGUUUUUAUUUUCUUUUAAGACCUUUUUCUAGAUUGGACUGGGAUUUUAAUCUAGUGGUCACUCUCCAUGAGAGUGGCCUCUUCGGUUUUUCCUCUAUAUUUAUAUAUUACAUUGGGUUACCCCCGUUUUCCUAGUCUAGAUGACCACAUUGGUUAAGGCACAGGGUGUGAGAGCUCUGUUAAGCCCUUAUCCGCGACCUUUACCUCUCCUUCUCAUUAUUAGUUGUCAUUACAUUUUCUCAACUGGUUUAGUACCAAAGCAUGUAGAACAUGUCAAAAUCCUUGGAUCCUAUUCCCCAUGCUGCCAUGUGUUGUAGGAUGCAACAUUUUAGGAUUCAGCAUCAAGCAAUGUUUGAUGUGCACGUACAUCUUAUUUCCCUUUAUGCCUCUGGAUUUCAUCUAAUCAUAUUUUCUCUGUACAUUUGAUAGUACAAUGCUUAGAUUAAAUCAAGGAUUACAAUUUGAAGUCCUAUGCUUCUAGCGAGACCCAGAAUCGGAUUAGCGAUAAGGAGGUCUGAGACAGGAUAACAGGGAAGCCUCCCAGAUCUAGCAGAGAGGAAGGUGGAUAAAACAGAGUUCAAUGUGUGUGUUUGUGCAUGUCACUAAUAUAUGUAUGGCUGUGUGUAUCGGUUUGUGUACAUGUGUCUGUGUGUAUCUGUAUGUGCUGUGAGUUUGUGUAUUACAGUGUGUAUGGAAGUAUGUAUCUGUGGCAGUUCAUGUCUGUUUAUGUAUAUGUGUGUCUGUGUGUACAUGUAUAUGCUGAGUGUAUGUGUAUGGCAGUGUGUAAUUGUUUGCAUGUGCUGUGUGUAUGGAAGUAUGUAUCUCUGUGGCAGUGCGAGUCUGCUUGUGUAUGUCUGUGUGUACAUGUAUGUGCUGAGUAUAUGUAUGGGGCAAUGUGUGUUUGUGUAUAUGUGUGUAUUUGUGGUGUGUAUAUGUAAUAUGUAAUAUACACAGCACAUAAGUAAUAUAAUAAUAAUAUGUGUAUAUCUUUGCCUAGCAUUGGAUCCCUAGUUUACUGAGGUUGCAGAAAUAAUUUUUACCUGAAGGUUUUUUAUUUCAUUAUUUUAAUGGUUUUUUUUGUGUUUUUGCUACCAGGCCGUGAAACACAAAUACAAAGUAAUGUUCCGUGAACCAGAUACUUGGUGGAAGUAUAAACCAAAAGAACUUGAAAGGUAAUAUUCGAAAUCUGAAGAAUUUCAUAAUGAAGUCAAUUGGCAAAAGUUUCAUAAAGUAAUAAUUUUACCCUUAGAUCUAUAACUUGUGUUUCAUUAAAAUAAGGAAAAGUUAAAUGUGUGUUGCUGUCUGAGCAAUGUGUGUAUCUUUGAAGUUGCAUACUAUUUUACACUGACUACUAGACAAUGACUUAUUAGGCCGGUGACCUUAUAACAGCAUCACCAUGUGUUGUAGCCAAUCAUGAGAGGCUUGUUUUGCUUAAAAUUGGUUAGAUUCCAAUCUAUUAUUUAUUUAAUAAUUCUUAUAUAACAUUAAAAGGCCAGUGUUGGUUAACACUGACAUACCAAGACGUUGAUGAAAUAUCUGCAAAUUAGUCACUUACUUUAGCUUGCACUAAUGAGGUUAUUCCACAAAAAAACAAGUUUUGUCUAGAUGGAGAAAAUUAAAUUAAAAUAAAAUAAUUCAAUCCAGAUUUGCAGAACAACAUAGGAGUUGCAGCUGUGGAUGUUAACUGUUUGGUUAACACUUCUCUUCUCAAGUCUUAUGUCAGUAAUGCCAGGUGUACUUGGCAUCCCCUAGCAUUGCUGGCGAGAUUUAGAAUUUUAAAUAGCGUAAUAGGAGGCUGCUGGCAUGUCUUCAUAUUGUGUGGUAUAGUCAUGCUGCCACCUGAUACCCAUGGGUGGAGGCUGGGGGAGUGAACCAUUGACAGGUCACUUACAUCCAUUACUUAUAUGCUGCUGAUAGAUGGGUGCGAGGGGAGGAUAUCUUCCCACCCCCAUUACAUUAAUAUCCCCAUCUGAUGAUUCAGGACUGGGCGGAAACAUUGUCAGUUUUACCCCUCCAUUAGUAAUGCCAGUGUGUUGGGGCUGGAUGGGUAAACCAAUAGCAAAUACCCCAGUAUUAUUAGAGGCCCAUCUCUUGGGCCUUUAGCAACCGGGUAAACAUAGUUGCCCAGUGACUUUUUUAUUUUAUUAAUUCUUUAUUUUUGUAGUGCUUUGCAAGUUGUACAUAUUAACAGAGGCAAUGCAUUUGGUAUCAACAAAAUAUCAACUGGUUGAGUACAUUACAUGCCUGAUUCACUGCACUUUUUUAAGAUUACAUUAUAACAUCAAGAUAUGCGUACUUGUAAAAUGGUUGCAAAACAUAAGCUGAGCAGGCUGAUAGGGGUUAGAGAGGCGCUUUAACAAUUUAAUAUUCCCGUGUGCAAGAGAGUCCCCCCUAGCUUAUAAACAUGACACAUUAUAAAGAGUUUUCUGCUUAGUUAACUUCGAGCAGAUAUAUUCUAGGCUGGAAGUACUCACCACAGGUUAUAUGCUAAGCAUUACUGUUAUUACCCUGCUGGGUGCUGGUUUGCCCCUUCUGUGACGGAAGUCGUUACCUGUGUCCUGUGUGCAACGAUGGGGAAAUUUUUGGGCUAUGUGUCUAGCAGGUAAUUUAUAUAUAUAUAUAUACAUAUAUAUAUAUAUAUAUAUAUGGAGCUCAGAGUAAGAAAUCUAAGAAAUAACAUAUGAGAAAUCCCUCAGCGGGCACACUAUGGCUAACGGGCAGGCUUUGGCAUCGCUACAUGAAGCUAAUUAUAAAAUAAAAUAAACAGGUAAACAUUUUGCUCAUAAGGUAAUUUAACUUUUGAGGAAGAGAUAUUUCCAUGCCAUCGCACAGUUCCAGGGGGGGGAGCAAGUCCCCAGGAGUCCCGCACAGCCCCCCUAUUUAGCCUAUGCCUUCCAGCGUCAGAGUCUCUACUUGCUGCCCUUCGCCGGAUCGGUCCAUCAUAGAUCCCCAUCCCGAGGCCCCCGAUGUCAGGCUCUUCUGCUUGUGGAGGCGGAGGUCUGCUGCAGAGCUAUCUGUGUGAGAGCUGUCCCCUGCAUCCCAUCUGUUUCUUGCCCGCUGUUGUUGGAUGCCGCUCGUUGUGUGUCGUGGGAUUACCUGACUCAGGGCUUCGUGCGGAGGUUGUGCUAGUGUCGUGCUGGAGCUUGGGGGGUAGGUUCACUUGCGGCCUCCAAGGCUUUUCCAGCAUGCCUGACUGUCUGGACGGCUUAAGGGUGGCCCCAUGUAUGGGCCGUCGUGCUGGUGAUUUGCAGUUGGCUUGGUUCUUUCUGUGGGGAUCCAGGCGCCUCUGCCGCCGUUUGACUCGGAGCCGGCUCCGAUCUGGAGUUAGUCGCUGAGGAUGCCUGUGGUUUCUCCGAGGUGGCUGUGUUCGGGCCUUCGGGAUGGUAUGCUGUCGCUGGUGACCGCUGGAUUUUCAUUGCAGCCGGCUCCAGAAGUUGGUGAGUAUUUCCUCCAGUUUUUCUUUGAGUGUGAGUGGUGCGUAGCUGGGUUGGUGGGGACAUGUGGCCUCCGCCAUCUUGGGUAGCCGGAGGUGCUUGGCUACUGCUUCUGUAGGGUCCCCCCUCUUGUGCACUGUGUCCCAGCAGCCUCCGAGGUGUGGACCGGCAUCACCCCCACCGAUCCAAAUGGGGGGGGAACAGGGCAGCAUGGUGGCUUCAGCCCAUACACCGGGCACACUAGGCCGCAGAUCAAAGACGAGGUGAUUACUUGUCAGACCUGCUAAAAAAAACGACAGGUUGUGAUGCAGGCAGGUGUAAUCUUGGUUUGUAGUUGAUUUGGUAUGAUUUCUGCGUUGCUUAUUUGCAAUUUAGCCGUAUUUUUAUGAUUAGAGGUCCAGAGCUAGAAGAAAGCAUGUCCGGCCAUCUUGAUGGUCAGGCCCCGCCCCUGACUUUUUUUGUUUUAUUCCUCUAACUGCUUGGCAGUGGAGGAAGUAAAAGGUGACCAAAGACUGGUCCCCCCUGCUUAUUCUCAUUAUCACAAUACCCCAUGCCCAGUGGUGUAUUUUGGAUUUGUGCUGCUCUAGGCAUAACUAACUUCGGGCACCCCCAAAAUCUAAAUUUGCCCCCACAAUAUGUGUCAAGGCCACUUUUUUGACUGACAGACACAUACCCUCAUUGAUACAUGCACUAAUAUACACUCACUAACAGAUACACAGUCAUUGGAAAACACAUACAGUUAUUGUCACACAUUGUUUAACCAACAGACACUUUCACUGACAGACACACACUGACACACACACUCACUGACAGGCACACACUCUCAGAUACACAUAAAAUGACAUACACACACUGACACACUCACAGGCACACCCAUUCUCACUGAAAGACACACACACUUUCCCUCACUCACAGACACACACUGACAGCUACACUCACUCACAAUAAGGUGGACAGCCCCAGAACACGAGGCAAACAAGGCACUUGUCUGGGAGCUUGGGAUGAAAUUUUUUUGACGCCCCCCCUGAAAGUGCUGCCCUAGGCAAAUGCCUUGUUUGCCUUGUGGUAAAUACAUCCCUGCCCAUGCCACUGCUCUGGAGAUGAAGCAGUACUUACUGUGCAUUUUUGAUAAGUGUUAAUGGAUAUUUAUAUGCUUUUAUUAAAGAAAAGAACAAAAAACCUGGGCAUUGAUAAAUCUUGUGAACAAUGUAUGGAUUUUGCAGUCCAGAUUUGAUUAGCGUUUAGUGAAUAAUCAUAUAAUUCCCUCUCCGCAAACAGGAUAUCCUGCAUGUUUUACACUAAACUACGUAAUUUAAAUUAUUUGGUGUAAGCACACAGUGUUUCAUCCUUAGACUAGAUGCAAGUAUUAUUAAACUUUACUUGUGUAGAAAAUAGUUGAAAUUUUAAAAUCGUUUCUGGUGCCUUUUAAACAUGUUUCAAAUGUGAUUUAUUAUUGUGAUAAUAAAAGGAAGCAAUAUUUCAAUACAUGCAGUGAGCUGUGUAGAACAGAAUACAUGGGCCAUUUUUGGUGGCCAGGUGUAUAUUUCGGUUGAAAUGUAGCACACUGUAUUCAAGGUGAACUUUUUUGUCCUUCAUAAAAAUAUUUUUUUACUGUGAUAUCUUCCUAUAUUCAGGCGAAACAAACACGGAGUGAAGAGAGACAAAAUCGCAAGAAUGUUAGAUAGUUUUGAGCGCGUUACUGUCAAUUCCAUCUUGAAUUUAUCGCACCCCAAAAUUUCAGAAAAAGCUAAUGUUGGUCAAACAACUCUGGCAAACAAAGAAGGGUAAGAUGGAAAUAAUAUUGCAUUAUUAAAUACUAUCGUCAUGCUAAUUUUGAUUUCUCUCCCUCCUACUUUAAGCUCUCAAAACCUUUUCCAAAACGCACAUAUGUAUAUAGAUUAAUACACCAAUAUAAUGGAGUAUUCCUUUAAGUGACCUUUAAUAUAAAUGCAUUUUAGUCUGUAGCCAUGAGAGCUCAUGCUCAUUGUAUAAAUUUUUGUGCAAAAAGUACCCAUUUCUCAUUGCAUGCAUUAACUUAUACCUGCAGUGAUGGCAAAUAUCACUGCAGCUAUACCUGCCCUUUUUGUUACAGAUGUCAGAGCAGAGAAAUCUAUUUCUGGCUGGCUAUACAAAUAAUUGUAUUGCAAAGCUACUUCUUGGUCUGAGCAGAGCUCGCUGCUAUUACUGUUAAAAUGCAACAACUGCAGAAAGGGACACUCCAAGCACCAAUGUGACUUUAGUUCAAUAAAGUGGUUUUGGUAAAUAGAUCAAUCCCCUGGAGUUUAAGUGCUCACUUCUCUGCUAUUUAGGAGUUUAAUCGCUGACACUCACUCAGCCCUCCUACACACAUUCUGAAAAAAGCCUAAAGCUCUUUAGCUUACCUUAUUGCACAGUUUAAUUUUGAAUUGAUAUCUCCUGUGUGUGGUUAAAAUUCAGAGCAGGUUAUAGGAACUUCUAAUGUAAAUACAUACAACUUUAAUAAUGGAGCUGACACUGACUCGAACUCAAACUAAUUAAAGGGACACUAUAAUCACCAGAACAACUACAGCUUAAUGAGUAUAAUCAUUGUCUUCAGACAUUUUCAUGCAAACACUGUCUUUUAAGAGAAAAGGCAGUGUUUACAUUGCCCCUAGGGACACCUCCAAGUGGCCACUCCUCAGAUGGCCACUGGAGGUGCAUUUUGAGUAUAAUCAAUGAAACUUUGAGUAAAACCAUUUGUAUUUCCCCCCAAAAAUGUAUAACCAAUACUAGGUUGUUGCAUUAACAAAAUAUAUAUUCAGAGAAAACACUGAUCUCUUCACUUUUAAAAUUCAGUAAAAUAACACAAUGCUUUCCUUGUAUUUCCAGGCAAAACAAUAUAUUGUCCACAAUGUUGAUAAAAGAAGAUGAUGUUACUUCUUCACAGAAAACACAUGAAAUUAUUAUAGACACCAGUGUCUCAGGAACUUCUGCUAUCUGCUCAGAAAUCACAUCAGAUGCCAACACUUCAAAAAAGGAAGACAAUACAGAUUUUGAGGCUGAGACAUCUAAUGAUUUAAUGCCAUCUGGAGACAAAAUGUGUAGCAGACACAUUGUCAACAAGUGUGAUGAAAUUAGUCAAGUGCCCCUGAAUACUCAAUAUUCAGAUGAGUCUUCAUUAUUGCUGAGUGAAAAGCCAGAAUUAUUAAAUUUUGUUGGUGACUGGCCUGUAGAACAACAGACAAUGUGUCAGAGAGCUCCAAGAAUUAGAAAGAAAGUCAGACCAAAUAAAACACAUAAAUUGCCUUCUCACCAGAUUUGCGAAGAUGAUAAGAAUACUAGCAGCCAAUCAAAGCAAACAGAUAGCGACCCUGUAAAACCAGCUGGCCUGUCCCUAACUGAAGAUGUCUCUGUUUACUGCUCUUCAGAGCUUAGUGGUGACGUUCCAAGACAAUGUAAGGAAGUAGAUGCAUUAAGUGCUGAGAAUGAAGACUGUAUUAUUUCAGAAAGAAUGUCAGAUGAUGCCUCUGAUUCUGAAGGGGAACAAAACCCUAAUCCAGAGGUAGUUGACCUGAUUUCUAACCUGCUGCAAAAUGUGAGCGAGGCAGUUGAAGAUAAGCAAAACAUAGAUCUGUUGACCAGUAUAAAUGAAGAUGAAAACAUAAUUUCUUUUGGUAAACCUGGUGUGCUGCCAAAGCAACUCAAGCGUAACUGCCAUCAGUACAAAUUAACGUCACCUGUCUCAAAUUGUACCGAUUCUUCUAACAUGGAUGAAAACCAGUCCAAAUCUCAGUGUCAAGAGACAGAUGAGGACAUAAGUGUUGGACCCAACAAGUCAUCCCAAACGGAACCGCAUGAAUUUGCAUUAUUAUGGAGGAUAGAGAGAAAAAACUUAAAUGCCCUUGAACCUACAAAAGUUCUUACUGGGAAAAGUGAUCGCUUUAAAUCAAAACUGGUGGAUGAAAGUUCAGACUGUCUGGAAAUUAUACCGUACAGAGUUAUGCAUCAUAAAAGUACAUUUGUGGAAGAAGAUGAGAUAACCAGCUUGGGUGAUGAGGAUAAUCUUAAUAUUCUCUGUAAGCUAUUUAGGUCUCUCUCAUUUGAUGUUCUAAAUGACCUCUAUGAAAGAUGCAAUAAAGAUAUCCUGUGGGCAACAAACCUUCUGCUUGAUUCUGGAGAAAAGUUGCACAUUGAUGAAGACUGCUCACCAGCAGGCUCUGAUAGAAGUGAAGGAGAAGAACAAACAGAUUCAGAUAGUUUUUGCCAAUCAAAUCUGAGUUUGAAGGAGAACUACGACAAUUUUGCAAGUCUUGAUAGAUCUUCUGACAUCUCAGUGGUUGGUAACAACAGAUUUGUAGGCACUGAAAUACUAAUGGAAUGCUCUGACGUGAUGAGUACUGUUCUCCAAAUUGUUUCAGAAGAGUCCAGUAAUUUCAAUGCUUCAUCUGUUUCAGACUUAUCAAAUACAGCCAAUAAGUCUCCUGAUAUAAUUUAUAAAAGUAGCCUUGACAAAAACUGUGAAGUCCUUCCUGUGUCUCUUAGUGAGGAGUCUGAUUUAGAAACCGAAAAUCUACAUGGGUCAACUUAUGCCAAGGAAAGAAUUAACUCUUGUUUAGAAUUAAAUGAUACGCUUCCAGAUAGUUCUCAAAAGCCAAGUCUUUCUGACUCAGAUGAGUCUCAAGAGGAACUUGACAUUAAGAACAAAAUUUCAUUGGUGGAAAAUUGUGAAGUUACAGGUGACCCACCAAGAGUAUCUACUGAUCCCAGAGAAGAGGACAAGACAAAGAAAAGUGAUGGUGAAUCUGUAUCCAAGAAGUCUUUGCAGUUUGAUCAUCUAGAGUUAUCUUUGCCUCCAGAACUUGCCCAUCAGCUCAGUGAAUUGUUUGGACCAGUUGGUAUUGAUCCAGGUAAAUGUUGCUUACAGUCUAUUAUUUACUGUUGACUGUUCAUGGUGUUUGAAUAAUGCAAGCUACAUGUCAUCAGUCUUUAAUUCAGCAGUUUUCAGAAUAAAUCUCAUUUGUAACAAUCAUCAUUUUAGAAAUAAAAAAACAAUUUGACAAAGAUUGGUUAUUGUAAAUAGAGGUUCGUUACAUGAAUUUAAAGUUGGAUAGCAACAAUGCUGCCUUAAAGGAUCACUAUAGGGUCAGGAACACAAACAUGUAUUCCUGACCCUAUAGUGUUAACACCACCAUCUAGCUCCCCCUGGGUCCCUCAUGCCUCCAUAAAUAUAGUAAAAAUCUUACUGUAUUCAGGCCUGAAGCUGUAAAUCUGCAUGCUGUUAGACUCAGAAAAACAAGCAGUCUGCUAACAUGUGGUAGCCUGAUCCAAUCACAGUGCUUUCCCAUAGGAUUGGCUGAGACUGACAAAGAGGCAGAUCAGGGGCAGAGCCAGCAUGAUUCAAACACAGCCCUGGCCAAUCAGCAUCUCCUCAUAGAGAUGAAUUGAAUCAAUGAAUCUCUAUGAGGAAAGUUCAGUGUCUGCAUGCAGAGGGAGGAGAUACUGAAUGUUUGGAUGCAUUUUAGGCAGCCAUGACCCAGGAAGGAUCUGUAACAGCCAUCUAAGGAAUAAAUAACUAUACAUUUAAAAAAAUAUAAAUUAAUAAAGAUUCAAAUAAAUCAGUACUAUUUUAUUUUAAAAAACGAGUACUCACUUUUUGAAGUUCACCUCCUCUAUUCUUCCUUCUGUCUCCAGCCUCCUCUCUCCAGCCAGACUCUUGUCUCCAGCCUUCUGAAUCCACAUUCCUAUCUUCUAUCUUCAGGCUGUCAGCAUGAGCCAGCCCUUACAGCCUCAGCGGAGACAGGAUGCUCAUGCACAGUGCUGCCCUGUGUUCUGCUGAAAGCAGAUCUGAGUGGAUGGAGGCAUAUUAUGCCUCCAUCAACUCGGAAGUCCCUCUGGUGGCAUUCCGAGUGACUGCAACUGGAGGUGUUCCUAGCUUUCAAUGUAAACACUGUAUUUUCUCAGAAAAUACAGUGUUUACAUGAGAGACUGCAGGGAGCUAUAGUUCUCACCUGAACAACCUCAUUAAGCUGAAGUUGUUCAGGUGACUAUAGUGUCCCUUUAAUAUAUACCCAGAUAUGACGUUUAUAUAUUUUUUAAUAUAUAUAUAUAUAUAUAUAUAUAUAUAUAUAUAUAUAGUCAUCAACUACUGAUGAUUUACACACAAACACACACACACACACACACACAUAUAUAUAUAUCAUGUGCAUGUAUGUAUAUGUGUUCAUGUAUUUAUGUGUAUGCAUAUACAUGUAUGUAUUUGUGUGUGUAUGUAUAAAGUGUAUAUAUACAUGAAUGUAUAUAUAUGUGAAUAGGUGUAUGUGUACAUAUACAUAUAUAUGGGUCUAUGUAUGUUUAGGCACAUUGGUAUAUGUGUAGAUACAUGUAUUGGUGCUUGUGUGUGGAUGUAUGUGUAGGUAUGCAUGUACAUAUAUUUGGACAUUUGGUUAUAUUUAUAUGUAUAUUGUAUGUACUUGUAUAUAGUGUGUAUGUUCUUGUGUAUACUUGCACAUAUGCACUACUUGUUUAUAUAUACGUGUGUCAGUGUGUGCAUGUGUCUGUGUAUGCUGGGUAUAGGCCAUCAUGUGCAUAUCCUGUAACUCUUGGAUGGGAAUUCAUGCAUUCUUUAUAUUAAUACUCCCCCUUCUAGCACCAUCUUCUGCACUGUUGCUUGUUUUUUUUCUCUCUCCCCCCUCACUCUGUGAUCUUUGCAUAAGAUAUUUACGACCCUCUAUUUUGUAUCAAACCUGUGUCUUACUUGCACUCAUGUCGCUUUAACCCCUGUAUCACAACGCAACUUUGAAUUCUCUGUGUCGACUUGCUCAGAAAUGCUUCAGACUUGAGAAAGGGAGGUUCUCCCGAAAGUUUGUCAUUAAAAAAUUCUGCUAGUCCAAUAAAAAAGGUAUUUCAAGAUACAAAUUUUAUCUGUUUAUAUAUAUAUAAUAUGUAAUCAACUACUGAUGAUUUACACUUAGCGUGUUCACUGCUGGUUGGAAAACAACAGUAUUAUAAUAUGUAAUAUUAAGGAAAAAAACUAAACUGUACUUCCUCAGAUUUCCUUUUAAUGCAAGAAGAUUACAAAUUAUGUAUGAGAAUCUGUUUAUACGGUUUAUUCCCUAUAUAUGGGGGGUCAUUCUCAUAUUUUGGUGGUAAUAGAGCCAUACAUGCAGCCAUAUUUAUGAUUUAAAAUGCUUGGUCAAAUUCAUGUGUCCAGUCAGGCGCCCCACCAACUUGAAAUGUCACCAGCCGCCACUGAUAACGACUGCAGCACAUUUAUAGCACACCCUUUGGUUUCACAACUAACUUAGGGUCCACCGGGCACUUGUCACCUCCUUUAUGAGAACCAGAAGCUCUCUGCAAUAAAGUAACUCUGUGGUCACAAUAAUAACUUCAUUUAGGUGCGUUGUGGUUUAACCCCAAAAUCUCCUCUCCGGAGCCGUACCACUCUGCCCACUCCAACAUCCUCUUGUUGGAAAACUCGACAACAGAAACCUAAGACUACCGCAGGCAGAGGCGCCACUGAUUGGCUUAGAUUGGUCAUCUGAAACCAGGGACACUCAUCAGUUUUAAACUGCUCGAAAAUGGUUUAACGUUGACUGAAAGAGAGAGACUUGAGACACUGUAACCAAUUCAAUGAGACAAAAUGAUUAUUGUGCCUCCCUUUAAGAUCCACUCAUCGCCAAAGAUCUUGCUUCCCAUAAUAAAAAGUAGUAGCUAAAAGCUAAGAUGAAUUUAAAGAAAAAAAACCAAGAAGUAAAGGGACACCAAAAAAAAGAUUAAUUUACACCAAAUCCCUCACAGUAGCAGUGUUACUUUAAAUUCAGGGACAAUUUAAAUGUCACCGGACCUAUAUAAUAUUCACAACAAUGAACAGAAUACAUUAAUUGAGGGCAAAGAGAAAAAGGAAACAUUCAACCCAUAGCAUACCACAGUCCUGCACCUUAUCUAUCUGAAUAAAAGAACUGAGGAGCAGGAUAUCAAAAUCAUACAUUUCAGAUUGUCAAUGUAAAAUCAAAGACAGGUGCCAUAAACAAAUAUUAACAUUCUAUAUGUUAAACAUGAAAUGGAACAAGACAACAUUGGUAAUAAAAGCAGGGACAAAUAGGGGGGAUGGUCUCCCACAAGCAGCUCACUGCCUCACUGAAACAAACCUGGAGAUCUGCUCCUGGAGCCGGACACAGCCGGUACUAAGCCAUCGCAAAACAGGCGACCAUCAUGGGAAGUUGAUUCUUCACUCACAGACAUUGGCUGAACAAACAUGUGGCAGCCCAACAGAUCCUGCACAGCUAUACAUACUUCUUUGUUUUAUUUUAUAAUUUCUAGUCAGCAAUGUGAUAGGCUAAGUUUCUAUUGAUCUAAGCAACAUAUCAUAUUUUAGUCUUGCAUACCUAGCUAAAGGUUAGGAUCUGUUUUCAUUAAUUUGGUUUGUAUACCAUAGACGAGCAUUUGCAUCGAGCAACCUUACAAACCCAGUGGCAUUUACGUUUUAUGUACCAUCUACAAUUCUAGCAUAUAGCAUUCUGACCUCUCUCACUGCAUAGUCUGUUAGAAUUGUGACUACUGUCUUUCAUUAUUUUUACAAAUAUAUUCUGCUUUUUCUCUUCUCAUCUAAAAAAUGAAUAAAUGUGUAAUUGAUAUGCAUGCCAAAGCAAUAUCCUACUACGUAAACUCUUAUGUGCUAGACUUUGCUAUCAUGGCAUCGUCAGCUUGUAUGUUAUUUUGAUUUACACAGCAAAAAUAAAGAAUGUAAAAAAUAGCAGGGACAAAUGGCAUGUAUUUUAUGCAUAUGAGGAACACUCAACUAGAAUAUUUUAAGUUGUUUUUGUUUUCCAUUCAGUUGUUGCUGCAUAGUAUAAUUAUAAUAAAAAACUUUUUAACCUUUUUUUUUUGUUGUGAUUGUUUACUUUCCUCUAGGAUCGUUAACUAUUGAGGAUUGUGUGGUCCGAAUAGAUUUAAAUCUGGCUCAAGCCAUCCACAAGAGAUGGAAAGACUCAAUUACAGUUAGUACACUUCAUUCACAUUUGUUUUUUUUGGGGGUUUUUUUUUUUUACACAUGCUGAAAUGUUAUAUUAUAACUGCCUGUUCUGUUAAUGAAUUGGAAAACCACUUUUAAUUGCUUGUAGUUAUCCAACAGCAUCUGUGGCUGGAAUUUAAUAUCCCUGUAGAUAUUUCUGCCACGUUAUUCUGGGUUAAUUAAAAUAGCAUCCUGUUUAUAUCAAAAUUUUUACGUUAAUAUUAUGCUUCCCAGAUAAGAUUUCUGCUCUUAGUAAAACUGCAUUUCAUACAGAUAUUCUCCUAUCUGAAUGUAAUUUUCAUUUGUGUUUUUUGAAUUUGCAUUAAUGACCUUUCUCACUAUGUUUCAGGAGCGCCAAGAAGCAUUGUCAUAUCAACUUAUUUUUGAAGGUAUUUUGUUUUAAAGAUCCUGCAUGGUACCAUUUGGUUUACCUAAUAAACCCAUACUCUGGUGUUUACAGAUAAAAAUCACGUAUACAUUUUUACUAGUAAUCAUCGUCACCAUAAAAAUUUGAGAAUCUACAUCUUAAAGUGGCUCUGUUACCCCUGAAAAAUAUUUAAGCAUUUCAUAAAGAUAAACUCUUUUUAUAAAAUGCUCAUAAAGACUAUGUUUGAAUUUCAUUGAAAUCCCAACACAGUCCAAAGAUAGAAGACUAUGUUUGACUACUGUCUUACAGUAAAUUCUUACUAAAGGCAGAGUUACCGCCAUCAAAUUUUGUCAUUUGUUAAACCCAUCACUAUCAAAGGUUGUGGGAAUAGCGCAUUAUCUCGCUUGUCGCAAGAUAAAAUCUAUGGAAGGACUUAAUGGAUCCCCCAUAGACAUGAACUCUGAGCGGCUGAAGUGCCAGCAGCUAUGCCCACUGGGGACAGCAUCAGGUAAGUAUAACUCACCUCCACUGCACCUGUGGGUCACCACACACCAAUCAACAGUAUCACCAUGGCGGGAUGAGGGGGUCUUACAAAAUAUGCAAAGACCCCAGAAGGUGACAGAGCCCAUUUAACCCCUUAAGGGCACAUUACAUGUGUAACAUGUCAUGAUUCCCUUUUAUUCCAGAAGUUUGGUCUUUAAGGGGUUAAUAAAGAACUGCUUUGUGUCUCCACUCCAGGCAUGCAGUUGCAGCAUUUACAUUAGUCAAAAAAGCAGUGGAGGAUAGUUAAACACGAAAAAAUACCUCCUUGGUAUUUAAUAAUUUGGGCAACUUUGCAUUAGCAGGUUUCCAGGAAUGAAUUGCUAUGGCCCCUUUCUAGCCCUCAUUCCUUGCCAUUAACACAUACUGGCCCAAUUUCAUACCUUUCACUGUUAAAAAUAAAUAAGAUGCAUCUUUAUAACAAAAGUUGAUUCCAAUUCUGCAUUAAUUUGUAUCUCUUUUUGCAGACCUGUACCGAUUUAACCCUAGUCUAUUUGUGUUACAGACAGUGAACAUUUGGAUGUGGAUAAUAUGAUUAUUAAGGAUGAAUUUCCUGGUGACACUUACACCCAGGAGACAUCAGGCGUGUUUCCAUUCAUGGACCAGUGGAAUGCACGCACUAAGAAAGUCUCAUUGCGGCAGAUAAUGUCAGAGGAAAUUGCUUUACAAGCACAAGAAGAUUUGGUACGGUCAUUUUUUUUAUAUUCAGUACAUUUCUACACUACCAAUAUGCAUUCCUGCAAAAUGAUGAUAAUUUUUAUUAUAGACCAAUCUCAUUAUGUUUAUCAGAUGCAUUUUGGAGAGACUUGCUAAUGGAACUGAUACAUGUCAAUAAAUGCCCCUCACAUUGGGGUAGUGGCACCUUUCUCGCGAAUCUCUAAAAAUCCAUUUUACAUCAAGCCUUGGAUGUCCUAAACAGUUUUGCUAAGAGCGUAUUAUAUCUAGAUCCUUCCAGAAUUCUCAGAAUAAGCUUUAUUCUUUUGAAGCUGAUUCCUGGAAGGUCAAUUUUCUCACGGCUUGUUAACUUUUAUUUCAAUUUUAUUUCAAUGGUCAAAAAAAGACAACUAGAUAGGAGAUUUCCUCUCCAUUCCUCUCCAUCUGAAUCUGUUUACUCCUCUUAAAUGUUGCCGAGACACAGCAAUUUUUCUGUAAAAAUGUUUUAUUUAUUUUUGUUGGAGUAUAGUAUAAUAAUACAAAGUGUGUGGUUUUAUCAACAUGUAAAGUAUUACAUUUACAAAACAAAAGCUACAAAGUAUUAUGUAAACUAACAGUAUGACAAAAAAUAAAAAUUUCAAACGAGUAACACUUAUGCAUAACAGUUUCAGGAAAGCCGUCCGCCAUAGCUGGAAGGAUAUUACUUGUGAGCGCUAAUAGAUUAAGAAUGAUCGUGCAUAACUCUGCAUUCAGAAAUGGUUUUUAAGAGGGGGUAAAAUUUAAAGAGUGUGAAUUAACAGGGCAGUGGGGGUAGAGAAAAAUAUUUUAUCUUCUAUUGUCCUGAUUUGUUAAGUGUAGGAAUAAUAAGUAGUUCCUACUUUGUCUUAUGAAUUUUACAAGAAAUGGAUUAAAAACAUAAGAAAAGAAAAGACGAUUUAAUGGAUGUUUUUCCCCACUCAAGAUGAUUGAUUGACUUGUUCAGUAACAAUAUAUAUUUGUCCCUUUUCUUAUGUAGAAAAGAUCUUCCCCGAUAAAAAACUGUGCUUCAAAGUUGAAGGAGAAACAACUUUUCGAAAUGUUUCCUUUUGUUGAACAGAAAUUGCUUAUGGACAUUUUUAAAGAAAACAAGUAAGAUCGUAGCAUCAUGCAGAGUUGACAUUUAAUUAGCUGCCUGUAAUUUUACCUAAAAUUAAUUUCUUUAUCACGCAUACUAUGGGUGGACGCAAUAAUAAAAGUCCAUCAUUUUCAUCCUCUUUAUUUCCCAUCACUUUAUUACUGUUCCAGAAUGGAUCUCUUUAAUUAUGGGGAAAACAUGCUCCCUUUCAAUUCCAAAGGCAAUCAAUGUUUUCUAGUUACCUGUUAUAAAUAGAAAUGAUAUAUUAUGUUUAAAAACUUGGCUUCUGAAAUCUGUGACCCCCAAAGUUUUAGCAGGUUCUAGAAUUAUCACUGGUACCGAAGUACUAAUUAGUGAGCGAUUGCGCAAUGUUUGCAUGUAGUUUAAAUUACAUACCUGAUGCUCAUCUGCAAAUUCCCUAUUCUUCCAUUUCGGAAUCAUUUGCAUGGAGGGCAUUUUUUAAAGAGAUAUAAUUCUGAUUUUAUGUAAUAAAAUCUGUCUCAACUAUUAUAAAACCCAUAAAUGCAUAUUUUGUUAAUCAUUCUCUAACAUAUAGAGCCACGUUUGUCUUUUAAAUAAUGCAUUGUGAUAAAUUAUAUAAUAGAAACAAGUAAAAAAGGCACUAAUAUUCCAUACACUAGGAAAAGAAAAAUAUUUUUGUUUUAAAAAAGCUGCACCUUACACUGUGCUUAAUCUCAAUAUAAACACUGGAAACAACUAAAAGCACAAAAAAGGUGUGCUGUGCCUUUAAGAUCACUGAUAUCUCAUACUAAUAAUGCUAUAAUAGUGCACUUUAUUGUGAUCUAUUAUUGCAUUAUGUCACUGAGAUAUCUGUGAACUUAAAGACACAGCGCACCUUUUUUUGUUUUUUAAUUGUGAUAAAUAGUGAUGUCCUGAACGGUUCGCCGAACGGUUCACCACGGACGGCGAACAUAAACAUAAACUUUGACUCUGUACCUCACAGUCAGCAGACACAUUCCAGCCAAUCAGCAGCAGACCCUCCCUCCCAGACCCUCCCACCUCCUGGACAGCUCACUAGAGCUUCACUGGAUGCUGUCCAGGAGGUGGGAGGGUCUGGGAGGGAGGGUCUGCUGCUGAUUGGCUGGAAUGUGUCUGCUGACUGUGAGGUACAGGGUCAAAGUUUAUGUUUAUGUUCGCCGUCCGUGGCGAACCGUUCGGGACAUCACUAGUGAUAAAUUAACCUUUUUGUUUUAUUUUUUUAUUUCUUUUUUAUUUUUGCUCCACUCACGGGUACGAGAGGGCAAGCGCAAGUUUGCAAGGGCAAGUUUAGGACAUACAGUAGUUUUAAUGCAAACAAAAGGAAAAAGCAUAGUUCAUAACAUCCUGCAUACGGGGCCUAUGAGCAGAGGGUUUUAUUUAUAUAUGGUUUAGUACUGGAAUUAGUGGGGACAUACUGAGAACCGGCCUUGUGUCGGACUACUGUGUGUUGUCGCUAUUGUAUUGUAACUGCAUAGGGUCAGUUAGAGAGAUGGUACUGAUCAUGGAGAUGCUGAAGGGUCAGAUAGUGCAUAGUGUAAGGCGUAGGGAGUUUCAAUAGCUUAGGGCACAUUAAAGUGCAUAGUUGGCUUCGCUGGGCUAAGGUGCCAGUUGCCUGGCUGAAAGUCAGCUCGGCCGAGAGGAUAAACAUAGGGUAACUGGCCUUUAGUAGACUUAGUGACGCCCCCAGGCUCAGCUAGUCAGGGUUGUGACUUGGAAUCGAGUAAAGAGGAGGGGGGGAGAGCAUCUGGUCGUGGGCCAGUGUACAUACUGGUAGUUGGGUUGUUGGUGUUAAAAUUAAAUAAAAUAAAUGGAGAAGGCAUCAACAUAAUAAUAAAUCACCUUCAAACUGCAAAUAACAUCAGUCCUGGGAGAGAGCAAUCUUGGUGUUAAGUGUUAGUCCUUUUGACACCAUUGGCUUGUUUUGGGGCCACUAGUCUCCAUAUCAGUUGCUGAAGCACCCCUGUGGGGAUCCCCUCUGACCUUAAGUUUGUUGUGGCACCUUAGGUCUUCAAGCAUGGCAAACCGCUGCUCUGCUAGUGCUUGCUGUUUCUUCUAGUUUACUUCCAGUUUGAGUUCUGCGAUGGUCUGCGGGUGUUGAUCCAUGGAUUUCUCCACUACUCCAAGGCGGCCAACCAGCCAGUGAGGUCAUUGUGGAGCAUAUCCAUGUCUGUCUGCAGCAUCUUCUAGAGGCUGCCCAGCAUCUCCCUGAGCAUCGCUGCCAUCACAGGUCCGUCGUCUCUGGGUUUUGGGGCUGGCAGUGGCUUAGGCGGAGGUGGCAUCCCGCUAAUACCCUCAUUCAGGUCCAGAUCCUCGGAGGAAUCCGUGAAGUCCUUGAGUUCGGCGGCCAUCUUGGGCCCAUACGCUCCUUGCGCCUGCUGGAGGAGAUCUCUAAUGUUCAUGCCAGGCCUGGUGUUUCAGAUGUUCAUCUUAAGAAAGGUGAAUCUUUAAUCUGUAUCCAGUGCUGGCACCAUCACCAGAUGAAGUGAAGUUAUGCUUAGAUACGUUUCUCUUCCUCCCAAGAUGAGAGCCAAGCUGUCAUUGCUCCAAAUGGAUACUUAAAGGGACACUCUGGGUACCAAUACAUUUUUUGCAGAAUGCUGCACUGUAAGCCUGCCUCCUUAGCCACACCCCCUCACUCCAGAAAAAGUCUUCCUUGUCAAAAAUGUAUGCAUACAGCACAUUUACUGACAGUACUGCAUGAUCUGAACAACAAAACAAACUGCAUUGGACUGAGAGGAAACCUAGGGAGACAUAUAGGCAGGAUAUCACUACCUGUUUGUACUUUCUCUGACUGUCUGCAACCAGGCUGUGAAUAAAUAAACAGCUUAUUCAGUGUUGUUAAAACUGAAACGGUGUACGUACAUUUGACAAGGAAGUCUUUCUGGCAUGAUCAGGUGUGGCUAAGUAGGCAGGCUUAUAGUGUAGCAUUCUAGGUAUAUGGUGAUAUGGGCUUGCUAGUCAUUUGGCAGCACUGCAUUAAUGAAAUGUUAUUCUACGUUACAUGCAAUGAAAGUUAAAUAUGAUUUGAAAAUGUAAAGAAACGCAAUGUCUCAAUAGUAUCAGCUAUGGCAUAUUUUCUUAACCCUGUAACUAAGUCUCCGAGUAUCAGAAUUUUCCCUCCAGUAUCAUGUUAUUCAGCAUUUAAUUUCAAGGUUCAGCAUACACUUGGCAAGACAGACCAUAUAAAAUUACUAAAAUAUGUUUUUUUAACCUCCUUGGCUUGAAAUACAUUUACAGAAGCUUAUUUUUCAUUAUGUACCUGUUGCACGAAUAUGUUGUAAUGCCUUUUGCACCCUAUUAAUCAUACGUACCCAGACAUCAUUGUAAUGUAGAAGACGUAUGACAUGGCUUAUAUGAAAGAAUUAAUGUAAAUUAAUGUAUUUUUACCUCUAGUUAUUCCUUAGCGAAAACAGUGCAGUUUAUGAGUUCUGUCCUUGAAGCUGGUCCGGUGCACACAGUUAUGGCUCCAGAUAUCAAACCAACAGCGAGUGGUACUACUGAGAAAUCAAGAGAAAAGGUAAUUAAAUGAACUUAAAGGGACUCUCCAGUCUAAGGAAAAAAUACCAGUUUUCCUGGCACUGCAGGAUCCUACAGUGUCCCUCUCCCUCCCACCCCCCAUCCCAUGUUGCUGAAGGGGUUAAAAACCCUUCAGCCACUUACCUGAAACUCCACCCACGCUCCUCCACCGCCAACGUCCGACGGCGGGGGAGACCUAAUGCGCAUUAGACCUCCCUAUUGGAAAGCUACCUAUUGAAAUUAUUCAAUGUUUUCCUAUGGGGAAAAUCUGACGCUGAAUGUCCGUGAGGAUGUCCAGCUUCAGAUAACCGACCAAAGGUUGUUUUGGAUUCCGGAAGCCCUCCAGUGGCUGUCUGUUAGAUAGUCACAGAAGGCAGACUUAGAGCUGCACAGCACCCAGACCCACCUCAAUUAGCUGAAGUGGUCUGUGUGCCCCUGUAGUCUCACUGCUCAAUUCUCUGUCAUUUAGGAGUUAAAUCAGUUUUGUUUCUAUUUAUGCAAAACUAGCCACACCUUCAUCUCUCUGUGACUCACACAGCCUGCAUGAUUUUUUUAUUUUUAUUUUCAGUCAUGUCUGACAGCAGUGUGUUUACUAUAGAAAUUUUUUACUUCUGCUCUUCAUAUCAAACUUUAAUCACACAGGAGGAUUCUGCAGGAGAUAAGAAAUUUUAAAUUAAACAGAAUGUGCAAUAAAGGAAGUUUAAACAUUAGAUGUCUUUUUACAGGAAAUAUGUAGGGAGACUGUGUAUGUCACAACCAGGGAGGUGUGACUAGGGCUGCAUAAACAAAGCGAUUUAACCCCUAAAUGGCAGAGAAUUGAGCAGCGAGACUGCAGCGACAUGAUCUGUUCACCAAAACUGCUUCAUUAAGCUGUUUUGCUGCUUUUAGUGUCACUUUGUAAGUUAUGUAAGUAAAAUGUAAAUGGGGCUCUGGGCAAACGUGUUACACCAAGCAAUCCCACUCUAAUUUCAAUCUGCUUUACUGUGAUCAUUCUUAAAUCUUUCCAUUAAAUCCCUUUUAUGAUGAAUUGUUGGCAGUAAGAUUUAAUGUAUAACCUAAAAAGCUAGGACCAUUUUUCAGAUCCUGCAAAAGUGAAUCUUUGGCUUGGCUAAAAUAUGUAGGAGUGUCUUGCUAAUUCAUGAUCUUUUUAAUUUGGGGUCUAAUUAAAGAAACAUUUGUCCACUUCCUUUUUUACUUUAGGAAUUUUUAAGUUUACUUUUUUUUUUACUUGUAUAUAAACUGUUCCAUUUGUUUAUUUGCAGUCUGCAUCUGUCAGUCUUGCACAUUGGAGAGGCAAUAUUCAACUUACUUAGUAUUUGGUGUAUAUACACCUUUAUCAAAGUGGAUACACUAUGUUUUGGUUAAUUAUCUUAAGCAUUUGCUGUUGAGUUCCAGUUGAUAUAUAUGUGUUCCAGUUUGUAUAUUUAAAUUCAUCCCUUUACCCGGACUUGUGGUAUGUGUUUUUAAAAUUUCUUACUGGCAUAAAAAUGGUGACACACCUUUAAAAACAUAAUUGUUUUUUUAUCCCAUUCUGAUUUUAUCCCUUACCUGCUUUUGUGAAGUAGUGUCAUGGUUCCUUAAGUUGAUUAACUACCUUCCCCCUUCUUAUCCGGCUUAUACUGUUAUACAUUCUCCAGAGGGUAGAGCUGCUGCAGCAUAUAAUUAACUACUUUCUACAAAAUACAUAAACUGAUUUAUGGGCAGCAUCUCCUGAAACAAUGAACAAGGUGUUCGUUGUAUCCUAGAACCUUCAGUUGUAAUCUUAUAAACCUUUAGGGAGAGACACUGUUUUUUAGAUUGGAUGUAGAUUAAUGGUGUUUAUCUUGGAGAUACUAGUGAGUGUGAUUCAUAACCUUUCAAACUACACCUGCUUAAUAGGAGGUAUGGCUUUACCUUUUACAUUAUCUUUAAUGUUGAUUAUUUAUACUUUAUUUAUACCAUACCACAAUUAUGAAUGCAAUGAAAUGGUAUCAGUUUUAUUCCUGUUUAAACUUAAUAUUUCCAAAGGCAUAUACUAUGGUUUGCCUUUUCUCUAAAGUGUUCCAUAAUGUAAUAUUUUUCGAUUUCUCUUUUUAUUUUCUCACGCAUUAAGAAAUCUGUCCUAGAAAAAGAAAUCCUUUCUGGAAAAUACUUCCAAGACUUCGAUGCCCCAGAUUAUGAUGAUUUCAGGGCUGAAGCUUUUCUGUAUCGAAAGAAGCAGCAAGAGAAUUACAAGAAGGCGGCCGAAGCUCACUCCAGGGGCAUGAAGCAUGUUGCAUCUUUUUAUGCACAACAGGUGAACAGAACUUUAUAUUUUUGAAGGAUUCUUGCAAACCUAGUAAGAUGAUUGAGGCACCCUUAAAGUGUGAUAUUUAGCCCAUCUCUCCCAUAGCCCUUGCUAUAUGAUGUGUUAUCAUAUAAAGUUAAAUGGGUAAGAGAUAACCUUAAGAGGAUCCGCUGAUAAGACGUACAGAUAGCAUUUAUCUCUGUAGAUCUUCAGAUAUAAUGCUUUAAAAUAUGCUGUUUUUUUAAGGUGGUAUAAAACACCAAACUGCUAUGGACCUUUGCUGCUGCUACAUGCUGAAAAUUCUUUAAGCUUUCAGUUAUUUUGGGCUCACUUAGCAGACUUACUUUCUGGGGAUUUUACCAAAGCCACAAAGCCAGGGCCGUGGCUAUUCCUGCUGUCUCUCUACUGCACAUACUUCACUAAGAGAGCUGCAAGGAUAGGCAUUGCAAGUAAAGAACCCUUCUGUCCCCAUAUAUGUGAAAAAGCAAAAAAUUAUUUUUACACUAACAUUAUAGAAUAAUCUGCUUUUGUACUCCACAAUCUCUAUGCGAAACUGUUAGACCCGUGAUGUCAAUGUGUACAUUUCUCCUAAUAACAGAAAAAAAAGAAAAAAGAAAAAGUGCUAUGACUUGUUUGACAUGUUCAGUGCAUUCAUAUUUUAGAUUAGCAUUCGGUGAAGUUACUCAUCCAACAAAAGGGUUAUGGAAUGAUUAGCUGCAUCUAAGAGGUCUUGCAGUGUUUCUGAAGUUCUACUUUUCGAGUUGUUGGAUAGGAGUAAUUUCUGGCGUUCUAUAGAAUUUUAAUAACUUUCCAGGUUGUAUUAGAUCUGUGCUGUGUAUGGUUUUUGCAAACAUUCUUGGCUUUGGCUAGUUCUUUGUAUUUUGCUGGAAUUGUGCGGCUAUCUGUAGGCAGUAUGGUCAUACUUAGAGCCGGUUUGCUUAUUUUAUUUUCCUUAAUUCCAUAGUCGGAAUCAUUCUAGGUUGUCUGCUGUAACCCAUGGUUAGUGAGCCCCUCUAACUUUUGCAGUUGAGCAUGGUCAAUAUAGACGAGGGUGUGCACUCUUAUUAAAAAUAAUCUAAAGUAACUUGUAAAGUUAAAUUCAUGCAUCACUCAAAUGUCAUUACCACAUGUUUUUGUAGAUUCUGUAUGUUUGUCACGUAUUCAUCCGCUUAUAAAAAUGUGGUUAAUGGCAUUUACUGUCCACACAGUAUCCCUGACUCCUGGCUUUUCCUUAUCAUUGUGUCUCUUUCUGUAUCCCUUGACCUCGGCUAUUCCUGACUAUUCUUUGGUACGUUAGUCUGGCCAUUCUAAGGUCCGGUAUAUGUUACCUAUCAGUCCUCUGUGUUACACAAUUCUACGUGCUGGAUCAUUCUGUAAUCCUGACAAUGUUAAAGGGACACUAUAGGCACCAGAACAACUACCGCUUAAUGUAGUUGUUCUGGUAAUUAUAAUCAUUGCCUUCAGGCAUUAUCAUGAAAACACUGCCUUUUCAGAGAAAAGGCAGUGUUUACAUUGCCCCUAGGGACACCUCCAAGUGGCCACUCCUCAGAUGGCCACUGGAGGGGCUUCCUGGCUCAGUGCUGCACAGUAGGCAGCAGUGCCGUUCACCGUCCCCACGCUCUGCAUGGAGACGCUGAAUUUUCCUCAUAGAGAUGCAUUGAUUCAAUGCAUCUCUAUGAGGAGGUGCUGAUUGGCCAAAACAGCAUUUGGCCUCGCCCCUGUGCCGAUUUUAGCCAAUCCAAUGCUUUUACCAUGGGAAAUUUUGAUGAUGUCACCAAGGGGGCAGGGCCAGCGCCGGCUGACCCAUGGAGAGCUGAAAGUAAGGUGAGUUUUAACCCAUUUUGAGGGGGCUAAGUGGGGGCAAGCCACCUAAAUGCAGAUAACUUAAAAGAUCACUAUAACAUGUAUUCCUGACCCUAUAGUGCUAAACCCACCAGACUGCAGAAAUAGAUUAAACGUUUUAUAUUAAUUUGAAUGUUUUAUUAUAGGGUCAUCUCUAUGGGGAAAAGGUGAAAGAAGAAAAUCGUAGAGCAGCUGUGCAGAUUUUCCAGAGAGCUAAUGAAUUCCUUCUGCCAGAGAACAUAUUAGACUUGCAUGGACUACAUGUUGAUGAAGCUAUGAAGCACUUCCGCCAGGUGCUCAAGGAUAAGAUGGAAGGUGAGAACUUGCUUGAGGCACCUCUUAACUUGUAAUGUCCAUGUUAGUGAUUAUUAUUAUUACUGGUAUUUAUAUCGCGCCAGCAUAUUCUGUAGCGCUCUACAGUAUUAUCAAAGGGGGAGAUUUAACAGUAAAUGAGACAAUUACAAAAACUUACAGGAACAAUAGGUUGAAGAGGGCCCUGCUCAAAUGAGCUUACAGUCUAUAGAUGGUUAACUUGAUGACUAAGAUGUUUAUGAGCCUCAUUUCCUCAUUCUGCAAACAUCUAGGGUGCCAUAUGUAGCUGUCACUGCUCUAUACAACUUUUUCCAUUUCUAAAAUUCUUGUUAAGUGUUGAAGAUGGUUGGGGACUCAUUAUAGCAUUAAUGAUUAUAGUCUGGCAGUCUGGACGAGCAGUGUGUGUCUAUGUUGGGCAAUGUGCAUAUUUAGCUGGGAGUAUGUAUCUGUAUGUAAAUACAUAACUGCAGGGCAUGUAGCUAAAUUAACAUACACAACGUAAAAUGAAAAGCAUAAAGCCAAUAUGGUGUAGUAUGCCCCUACAGGAUACACAAUUGCGGAAGUCAUAUAAUGUGGAUUUGUCACUUGUUGUUAGGAUAUAUGCUUAUUUUUAAACUCUGUGUAAGUCGAUUUGGUUGUAUACUCUCCAGUUGGGUAAUAUUUUUUGUUUGCGCUCUGCCCUUUUUGUUAUUUUAGUAUGCUUACUUGGUGUUAUUUAAGGGUUUUAACACUUAGGUUGUAGCAACAUUGUAUUUAUUUGGUUGUACAUUUCUAGUACAGUUUUUAUUUGUUUAAUUCAAUCUCUGCAGAUGGAAUGGUUAUUUACAAAUCACAACAUUACUGCUAGCACUGUAUAGUAAAGUAAGUACAGAUAACAGGCAACAGGGAGUGCAAUAUAGGAUUAGACACUCUAUAUAUAAAUAUAUAUCAUAGUCUAUAAAAUAAAGUGAAACAGCAGUGGGUGGGUUAGUGGUUGAAAGUGUUAGUCCCAGGUGAAAGUUGUCAUUUAAUAAAAUGCUCCAGUAAGGAAGAAAUGGUCCCCUGGUAGACCAAAAUCUGUUUCUGAGUUUAUCAAAAUAAUAAAAUUUCCACUUGCACACUAGCCAGUGGCGAUUGGAAAUUCUUGAUUUCCUCCACUGACCCUGAUGAUCUUCACUGCUAUCUGAAAGCAGCUCUUUCAUGUAAGAGUGGCUGAACAGUUCAUAUCUCUAACUAUCAUCGAGGUUCCACCAGGAGAUCAGACAGCUGUAUGCUUUCAGAGUAGGGAGAUCGCUUCCAGAGCCUGAAACCUACUAUGACAAUGUCUAGCUGGAAAAUAUAUUUCUAUUGUAUUUUAUCUGACUUCUGUCUGUAAGAAAUGUUAUAUUGAUAACAAAUGUUUCUCUUAAUAGAAUAUAAACAGAAUGGAGGUAAAGCACAUCUCUCUGUAAUUACUGGAAGAGGAAAUCACAGCCAGGGCGGAGUGCCCCGCAUCAAACUCGCUGUCACAGACUAUCUCACUAAUCACAAGUUCAGGUGAGCUAUCAUUUUAGCUGUUGUUUUACAUACAAAAGCUUUCAGGUGUUUUUUUUUAUUUAUUUUUUUGGCGAAUAGAAUUAUUUUACAAAAAUAGAUUUCAAUUUCUCCUAUGUUCAAACUAGAAAAAAAAUUAGAUACCUGUAUACUCUGUCAUGCCGAGACAUGAGCAUUAGUUAAGUAGACGUGCCUACAAAAUGAAUACAAAAAGGAUAAAUAAGCCACACUCACAACUCCAUUUAUUAGGGAAUAACCCUGUGGCAACCUACUGUUCCAAGCUAUACACUGUACAUAGUGACAGAAGCCAUGUACAAUUUAAGCUCACUGUAGUGGUUAUGGUGUGAGAAGUGUCCAACCCGCCUAUUGUAAGGAGUCAAAGUACUUUUGAAUGGUAUGUCUUGUUACCUAGAGUCCACCAGGCACAGCUCCAUGCCUCCACUACUGUCUCCAGAGAGCCUGAAGUUUCUCAGUAGGAACUUCCAAUAGCAUAGCUGAGAGCGGCCAGCUGUCAUCUAUCAUCUAUGGAAGGCUAUCGAUGACAGUGUUCUUUUAACCCCUUCAUGGCUUAGUGUAACCAAUUUUUUUUUUAAUUCUGAAUUUGCUUUCUUUUAAUAUCCUUUAUGUAUACAUAACACAACAUAAAUAUGAUGUUCUUUUAUCUUUUUGCUUAUAAUAAUUUUUACACAUCACAAGCAACUUAAAGAGAAAAAGAAUUCAACAUAGAUUCACUUGUCAGUCAUGAUUGUUAAAUGCCUAAUUUGUCUAGGGUCUAAAUUAAUUUUUGGAAGUUAAUGUUAACCCUAUACCAACCCCUCCACUGCCUUUAUACCAACCUUUGCUUACAUUAACUCUAACCACAUACCUACUCUAACCUUAACCCUAACUCUACACUAUCCCUAAUCCUAAAGCAGCAUUAACCCUUACCUUAUACUAACACUACUCCUGUCAUAAGCCGACAUAUAACUCAACCAUAACACUACCCUGAACCUUAUGCUAUACACUCUACUGAUAUCAGCAGAGAGAUAUCCAAGCGUAAAAUAUAGUAAAGCUAAAAUGAUGGUCUGUGAUCUCCAUCUAGUGGUCUUUUGCAGCAUGACAGGGAGAUGUAAUGCCGCUACACGGCAUGGUGUAUUUGCCAGUCAAAACUGCGAGCAAAAAAUAAACAAAAUUUAAAUCUUCACAUUUGGCAUCAAUACAGCAUGGAAAGCAGUUAAGUCUCCCCAUAGAGAAUUGUUAUAAUGCUUCUCUAUGAGGAGAAUCCUUUUGGUGCGGCAUCAAGUAGGGCCCUCAACAAAAAGAAGCAUUUGAUUGGUCGUAGGUUGGCCUAAGUCUGAUCUGAGCUGAUGGGUGACAUAACUUUAUUAUUAAAUGUUCUUGCAUGGCAAGACCACUUACUAUUAUCUCACAUAUAUAUUAUUAUUAAGUGUUCUUGCAUAGCAAGACCACUUAAUGUUAUCUCACAUAUAUAUUAUUAUUAAGUGUGCUUGCAUAGCAAGAACACUUAUUGUUAUCUCACAUAUAUAUUAUUAUUCUUAUUAAGUGUUCUUGCAUAGCAAGACCACUUAUUGUUAUCUCACAUAUAUAUUCUUAUUCUUAUUAAGUGUUCUUGCAUAGCAAGACCACUUAUUGUUAUCUCACAUAUAUAUUAUUAAGUGUUCUUGCAAGAACACUUAUUGUUAUCUCACAUAUAUAUUAUUCUUAUUAUAGCCAAAUUUGCCACCCUAACUCCUCCCACAGUUUUUACACUACAUAGACAAAAAUUUACCAAAACGUGCAGAUUGUUCCCGAUCGGAUUGCUAUUACUUUGUGGAACGUUUUGCCGAAUGGUUCACGGAAUAUCGUCAUUCCUGUGGCGAAAUUUGUCCCAUAGGAAUGAAUGGCAAAGCUAGAGUGGGAGCUGGCAAAAGCUGAAAAAUCAGGACAUGAUUUCUAAAUUGCCACCACUCCCACCUACACAAAUCUUAUAUCAAAACGUUCAGCUAUCCCUGCUGCCACUAAACAUGUCAACGGCUAAGCCAUAGUCCUGAUAGUUUUCACAAUAUAAUCAUUUGUUUGCAACUAACGCCGUCCAUUGACAUUCAUUGAAACUCCACUAUACAAAGCUCAAAUUUGAAGGGCAAUUUCUAAACUGCAACUGUGCCUUCAUUUUUAAUAUUUCAGAGACAUACUAUGCAUCAAAAUGUAGGUUUGGGUCUUGUGAUUCUCACAAUAGAAAGCUCUUCGCUGUAGGAUUUAUAGUUUUUAAAAAAACGAAGAUGGCAACCGUCAAAAUACUCUGACCUGUGCCAGGCUGGAGCAGCAAGUGAUGUCAUAGACAGGGCCUUUUGUACACCUGCUAAUGUUUUUAUAAAUUUAUGUUUUAAUGUAACUGUGAAGCACUUUGGGCAAUAACGUUGCAAUUAAAUGUUCUAUAUGAAUAAAUAAUAACAGUUACUCCACCCACUCCAGUUGUAGUCUACUGGUGGAGGCAAGAACACCACACAAUUUCCCCAGAAAUUGUAGCUUUUCUAGUUAUUGUUAGUGUUACUUUAAAAUGACACCAGUUCAUGGUGAGACAUACUUUAUUUAACGUUAUCUCCGUAAUAGAAAUAUAUUUUUAUGCAUUUAUAUAUCAUUUAAAUCAUUAACAAAAUUGUUCUGUUUCUAGAUUUACAGAGGCAAGACCCGGAGUGCUGUGUGUUUCUCUGAAAUAAAAUCCUUCACUGGAUCAAGAUCACAUUUUUUACUUCGCAAAUCCAGAUAGAAUGAUGUGAACAUUGUUUUUUUGCUUUGUGCUGUCAUGUGUUUGUUUACACAGAUUUAAAGGAGCAGUCUGAUUCAGCUUUUUUAAGUUAAAGGGACACUCUAGGCAUCCCAUUAAGUGGUUGUGGUACUUGAAACAUCCUAGUGUUUCUUUAAGGAAAAAGUUGCAUUAUGUUUUUAAAACUUCUGAGAGAACAAAUGUAAAUAAGUCUUUUUUUAGUUAACAGGUUGAGUGCCACCUGUUUGGGCUAUCCGUUGUGUGUCCUAUUAGUUUUUUACUAAAAGAACAAAACCAACUACUAAACAUGCAUGCAUGUAUGUAUAUAUGUAUGAUAUAUGUGUGUAUAUAUAGAGAUUUGUAUUUAUAUACAUAUAGAUGAAUACAUGUGAACACACAUAUAUGUAUAUAUACAUACACAUGGCUGGACGUUUGAUGUUAGAACAUUUAGGGUUAGUAAAUGUACUAAUUCAUUUUUCUUCUGGCCCUUAUAUCUGUAAUAAUUUACAGACCUGAAUAUAUGUGUGUGUAUAUAUGUAUAAUAAUAAUUUGUUACAUAAUUGCUGUCUCUAUUUAUUGCUGUCAAGUGCCUAGAAUACAUUGUUUCUUUUUUGUUUUUGUUUUUUUUAAAUAUGGUGCUGAUACUUGUAAUGGGGAUUUCGAACAAACCUUAACCAGUAUGGAUUUUAAUCUAUUUCUGUUUCCAGCUUUUAUGCAAAGUAUUCUGUGAAACUCCUGCAAUUUCUUGAAGAAGCUAAUGUACUGUUUGAGGUUAGGAGCACCCCUUAAUUCAUAAGGGAUUUUUCUCUAAAGCUCAGUUUUCAGGGCUGAAUGAAUUGUAUCAAGACCAAAUAUGAGGUGCUAUGCAAUGUGUUUCUUAUUUCUUUUAAGAACAUGAGUCUUUUGAAUCUUCGAUGAGUCUCAUUCAUUAAACAGCUACAUCAGAUUUCUUUAAACCAGUGGGUUUUAACCUAUUUUUGACAGUGACCCAAAUUGGAAACCCAUUCUACAGUUUUUAAAUUACUUCAGUAACUCAUUCUACAACUGUUUAUUGCUUUGAAACUCACUUAGCACACUACAAAUUUAUAAAUAAAUGAAUGAUAAGGCAAGCUGGUCAUCUUUUUAGUGCUGAAUUUCAGUUUUAAUUUUAUAGCAAAGCAAAUCUUCGUCAGACAAGUGGACACUACUUUGGAGAGUACAGAACAUCAUUCCAGUAGGACAUGAUGGCAUUUUGUACAUCACAUUUCAUUUCUAAAUUAAAGAUAUAAUCAGUAAAUGUUGUAUUGAUUAUAUCUGAAUACUUAAACCAUAGCAAUCGAUGGACACACUGUGCCUACUGUACAGCUCACAGCAAAAAAAAAACUUUAUAAACACGAGAAAAAUAUAUAAAUUAAUCUAUACAGCUCCUGGUGGUUUCACUAGCGUAUUGUAUAAAUCAAAUGUUGUAAUUCACCCAGAGCAGAACUUUUUAUUACACUAUAUAAAGGUAUUAAACUCACAUUUCUCAUAGAUAGCAUCGUAGCCAUGCAAAACCAUUUAAACCCGUCUAAUUAAUUUCUUCACCUACAUAUAAGUUACUUGAAAUAUUCAUUCAUUAAUGUUCAGUUUUGUUAUCAUUUGAUUUUAGGUUUUUUUUAUAUGUAUUUUUUUUUUUUACUUUGUUUUAUUAUUUGUUAAUCAGAAUGCCUUUUUAUGUUGUGUUUUUUAUUAAUACCUGUUUUUAUUAUUUGUUAAUCGAAUGGCAUGUUUAAAGAGUAACUGUCACUUUGGGUGCUAGUGGUAUGUAGUAAACGAUAAAGAUAAAUAUUUGUGGAGCUUUGUUUCAACAAAAAUGAUAAAACAAUGUAUUAAGUGCAAGGCAGUUCAGGCAUGACAGUGCACUAACUUCUGUUAUUUUUUAAGCAUCCUUUAGAAUGCAUGGAAUUAUGAGAAUAAUGUAUCCAUUGUGCAUUCAGCUAUUGACACAUGGCUGUUUUAAUAAACUGGAAAUGCAAUAGAAGCAUUAGUUUCUGUUUGCCUGUUCUGUACACCUCACUAAAUGGGUAAAGUGAACCUGAAUUCUCACCAGAAGACAAAGAAAUGACUGUUCCUCUUUGACCUCAGUGAUGCGUUUACAAAAAAGUAAGGUUGUGUUAACAUUCAGACAGUGUUACUAACAUCGUUCUUUCUCAACUUGCUCUCUUAAACUGUGAAAAAAAUAUUGCUUAGUGGAUUUGGGGUUGUUUUUUUGUUUGUUUGUUUGUAUGGAUGUAUUUUCAAUAUUGGUGACAGAUGGCACAAAAUGUUCUUUUUGAAUAAUUUAAUAUAAAAAAAAAUAUUUACUGCCCACGGGAAACCCAAAAAUGGGCUUUUAAUGGCUUUCACCAAAGAAUUUGUACAUAAUCUAUUUGAUGUGGAUGAAGUGGGAGGACCAGUGAUUUAUAUUGUGUGGUGUAUUUAAAAAAAAAUUUUAAAUUGUGGAAAAUCUAAGAAUUUCUUGUAAUAUCCUAUUUUUGUACAAUUUCUUUGAACCAUUGUUUUACUGAAAGCUGUUUUUUGAUAUUUUUAAAAUG
Messenger RNA from Pelobates cultripes (western spadefoot toad), 47364 nucleotides. NCBI's taxonomy places the organism in Eukaryota, Metazoa, Chordata, Amphibia, Anura, Pelobatidae. The record is from the annotation of a GenBank genome assembly.